This is a messenger RNA of Pelobates cultripes (western spadefoot toad), 56033 nucleotides long. NCBI's taxonomy places the organism in Eukaryota, Metazoa, Chordata, Amphibia, Anura, Pelobatidae. The record is from the annotation of a GenBank genome assembly.
AGUUCUGACUAAAUGGAUAUUGAUCUGGAUUAUGAGCGACCCAACGUCGAAACUAUUAAGUGCGUUGUAGUUGGAGAUAAUGCAGUGGGCAAAACACGAUUGAUCUGCGCCCGUGCCUGUAACGCUACUCUCACUCAGUACCAGCUCCUAGCCACCCAUGUGCCCACUGUUUGGGCUAUCGACCAAUACAGAGUGUGCCAGGAGGUAAGUGACGACGUACAGUGCUAGAGGCAGGUUGUCAGUCAAUAUCUUUUUUUUUUUUUUAAAGGAAUUCUAUAGUGCCAGGAAAACAUAUCCCAUUUCCUGGCACUAUUGAAUCCUAUAUUCCCCUCCCUCCCCCGCACUCCCCCUCCAGCAGCGCUGAAGAUCAUAAAACCUCUUCAAUCACUUGCCUAAAUCCAGCGCAGAUGUCCUUUUAACAUGCUCCUCCACCACAGGCAUCAGCCGGCAAGGAGACCUAAUGCGCAUGCACAGCAAUGGCUGUGCUCGCCUUAGGAUUUCCUUACAGGAAAGCAUUAUUCAAUGUUGGAUUGGAUGUUGUGAUGGAACCUCCGCCGACGGAUGCUCCUAGUGCUCACCAAGGACCAUCAGUACCGCACCAGACACCAUAAGCACUGCAGACCCCAUGAACCGCCACAGCUUGGUUGACGUCUCGCCGUCUUCUAACCACCCUGGACCUACGACAAGGUUCCAGUGGGUAACUCUCUCCUCCAGGAGAGUAUAGCAGGAUCAACUGUAGAGUUCAUACAAGAGCUAGUAGAAUCCAAGGGAGUAUAAUGAUUAUAGCAAUCCCUGUAAUGAUUAUAGCAAUCCCUGUAAUGAUUAUAGCUGUUACCUUCAACAUUGGGUAAUAAAUUAUAGCUGUUGCCUACAACAUUGCGUAUUGGGUAAUAAAUAUAAAAGAAAUAAAUUACAUAGUUACAUAGCUGAAAAGAGACUUGCAUCCAUCAAGUUCAGCCUUCCUCACAAAUGUUGUUGCUGUUGAUCCAAAAGAAGGCAAAAAACCUGGUCUGAAGCACUUCCAAUUUUGCCACAAACUAGGAAAAAAUUCCUUCUUGACCCCAAAAUAGCAGUCAGAUGUCUCCUUGGAUCAAGCAGCUAUUACCCACUAAUUAGAAAUUAUAUCCCUGUAUGUUAUGAUUUUGUAAGUAUUUAUCCAAUUUCAGUUUAAACAUCUGUAUGGACUCUGACAAAACCACCUCUUCAGGCAGAGAAUUCCAUAUCCUUAUUGUUCUUACUGUAAAAAAACCUUUUUUUUUGCCUUAGAUGAAAUCUCCUUUCUUCCAGCCUAAAUGUGUGACCUCGUGUCCUAUGUAUAACCCUGUUUAUGAAUAGAUUUCCAGAUAAAGGUUUGUACUGGCCCCGAAUAUAUUUGUAUAAAGUUAUCAUAUCCCCUCUCAGGCGCCGUUUUUCCAAACUAAACAGAUUUUAUUUUUUUAACCUUUCUUCAUAAUUAAAAUUCUCCAUUCCUUUUAUCAAUUUUGUAGCUCGUCUCUGGACCCUCUCCAGUGCCAUGAUAUCCUUCUUUAGAACAGGCGCCCAAAAUUGCACAGCAUAUUAAAGGUGUGGUCUUACCAGCGAUUUUAUAAAGAGGCAAAAUUAUAUUUUCAUCCCGAGAAUUUAUGCCCCUAUUUAUACAUGACAAAAUCUUACUGGCCUUAGCAACUGCAGAUUGACAUUGCAAUGUGGCUUAGUAGAGAAGUAAAACAAGAGAUUUAAAAAAAAAAAAAGGGCAUUUAAGUCAGAGGCAUCCUAUAUAAGCUAUAAGGAAGCCAAUAAUGUUUGCAAAAAGGAAAUUAAAGUGGCUAAGCUAGAAAAUGAGAAAUUGGUAGCCAAAGAAUGUAAAACCAACCCCAAAUUUUUUUUCAAGUACAUCAAUUCUAAAAAAAAUGAAAGUGUAGAUAUACUUUAUGAGAGUUGGGUUUGUUAGCUAAUGAAGACCGGGAAAAAGCAGAAAUUUUAAAUAACUAUUUUUCUUCAGCAUAUAUUAAAGGACCACUAUAGUCCAGGAAAACAUACACUCAUACUAUAGGUUACCUUCAGGGUCCCCCUCCCGCCGGACUCUAGGGGGUGGAAGGGGUUAAACGUAUCUCUAGCGCCGGGCGGGGGACUCUCCUCCUCCUCGGCUGCAUGCGCGGCAGGAGCUGCGCGCGCAUUCAGCCAGUCUCAUAGGAAAGCAUUUACAAUGCUUUCCUGUGGACGCUUGCGUCUUCUCACUGUGAUUUUCAAUGAGACAGCCACCAGAGGCUAGAUUAACACUAUUAUAAACAUAGCAGUUUCUCUGAAACUGCUAUGUUUAUAGAAAAAAGGGUUAAACCUGGCACCCAGACCACUUCAUUAAGCUGAAGUGGUCUGGGUGCCUAUAGUAGUCCUUUAAUGAGGAUUCUAUGGCAAGUGAUAUGCAAAUGAUUGCUGCAAAAACUUGCGGAUAACUUGUGAUUGUAGCACCUUGUCUCGAGUUAUCCAAUCACAAGUUAUCCGCAAGUUUUUGCAGCAAUCAUUUGCAUAUCACUUGCCAUAGAAUCCUCAUUAAAGGACCACUCUAGGCACCCAGACCACUUCAGCUUAAUGAAGUGGUCUGGGUGCCAGGUCCCUCUAGGAUUAACCCCUUUUUUAUAAACAUAGCAGUUUCAGAGAAACUGCUAUGUUUAUAAAUGGGUUAAUCCAGCCUCCAAAUCCUCUAGUGGCUGUCUCAUUGACAGCCGCUAGAGGUGCUCGCGUGCUUCUCACUGUGAAAAUCACAGUGAAAAGACACAAGCGUCCAUAGGAAAGCAUUAUGAAUGCUUUCCUAUGAGACCGGCUGAAUGCGAGCAGCUCUUACCGCGCAUGUGCAUUCAGCCCAGGAGGAGGAUCGGAGGCGGAGAGGAGGAGAGCUCCCCGUCCGGCGCUGGAAUAAAUGUAAGUUUAACCCCUUUCCUUUCCAUCCAGCUCGUCCCGAGGGGGUCCCUGAGGGUGGGGGCACCCUCAGGGCACUAUAGUGCCAGGAAAACGAGUGUUUUCCUGGCACUAUAGUGGUCCUUUAACCCCUGCUAGUGUUUAAACAAAAAAAAAACGUGUGUGUGUGUGUGUGUAUGUAUAUAUAUAUAUGUGUAUAUGUAUAUGUGUGUGUGUGUGUGUGUGUGUGUGUGUGUGUGUGUAUAUAUAUAUAUAUAUAUAUAUAUAUAUAUAUAUAUAUAUAUAUAUAUAUUCAUAUUCAUACUAAGUGUAUUUUUAUAUUAAUAUAAAAAUACACUUAUAAUUAAAUUACACGUGUGUGUGUGUGUGUGUGUGUAUAUGUAUGUAUAUAGUGUGUGUGUGUGUAUAUAUAUAUAUAUAUAUAUAUAUAUAUAUAUUAUAAAAUAUAAAUAAGUAAUUUAAAUUUUUUUUUAAAAUAAUAAUAAAAAUUGAAAAAAAAAAUAUAUCUAUAUGAAAUUUUAUUCUAACUGUAUUUUAAAAUUAAUAUAUAUAUAUAUAUAUAUAUAUAUAUAAAUAAUACAAAAUAUACAUAUGUCCAUAUACAAAAUUACAUAAAUAAUUAAAUAUACACGUAGACUUCAAAUAUAUAAAUAUGCAUAUAUAUUUAAAUUCUACGUGCAUAUUUAUGUAAUAUUUUUACAUAAUUAAGUAAUUUUAUUGAUUGCAAUUUGAGGGACCUGCCUGCCAACCCAGGCCAAAAGUCCAGAGAAUUUAAUUUGCUAGCACUGUAUUUUACCCUGUAACGUUCUACGACACCCUAAAACCUGUACAUGGGGGGUACUGUUUUACUCGGGAGACUUCGCUGAACACAAAUAUUAGUGAUUCAAAACAGUAAAACAUAUCACAGCGAUGAUAUUGUCAGUGAAAGUGACUUUUUUUGCAUUUUUCACACACAAACAGCACUUUUACUGAUGAUAUAAUUGUUGUGAUACGUUUUCCAGUUUUUAAACACUAAUAUUUGUGUUCAGCGAUGUCUCCGAGUAAAACAGUACCCCCCAUGUACAGGUUUUAUAGCAUUUUUGAAAGUUACAAGGUCAAAUAUAUGGGUCAAAUAUUUUUACAUUGAAAAUGGCCAGGUUGGUUACGUUGCCUUUGAGAGCGUAUGGUAGCCCAGGAAUGAGAAUUACCCCAUGAUGGCAUACCAUUUGCAAAAGAAGACAACCCAAGGUAUUACAAAUGGGGUAUGUCCAGUCUUUUUUAGUAACCACUUGGUCACAAACACUGGCCAAAAUUAGCGUUCAAUUUAGUUUUUUUACUUUUUUCACACACAAACAAAUAUGAAUGCUUACUUUGGCCAGUGUUUUCGACUAUGUGGCUACUAAAAAAGACUGGACAUACCCCAUAUUGAAUACCCUGGGUUGUCUACUUUAACACCCCACAUGUACAUUUUUUUUUUUUAUUCAGAGAUUUAUGACAGAUAAUAGUGUUACAAUGCCACUAUUGAUAAAUUUUAAAAAUGUAUGUUUUGAAACCGCAAUAUCCUACUUGUACCUAUAGCCCUAUAACAUGCAAAAAAAGCACGUAAACACUGGGUAUUUUUAAACUCACGACAAAAUUUUGAAUCUAUUUAGCAGUUUUUUUUCAUUGGCUUUUGUAGAUGAGUAAAAGAUUUUUCAAGUAAAAGUAAAAAAACAUGUAUUUUUUUUUUUUUUCAAUUUUUCAUAUUUUUUUUAAAAUUAAAAUACAAGAGAUUAUAUAAAUAAUGGUAUGUAAAGAAAGCCCCUUUUGUCCUGAAAAAUAUAUAUAUAUAUAUAAUUUGUAUGGGAACAGUAAAUGAGAGAGCGGAAAAUUACAGCCAAAGACAAACACCACAAAAGUGUAAAAAUAUGCCUGGUCGCAAAUGUACAACAUCGCAAAAACAGUCCAGUCCUUAAGGGGUUAAAGAAAAUUAAUGUAAAUAAAGCUCCGUAAGUAGAAGUAUAGAUCAGGGUGUUGCAGUGGAUGUGAUCUACUUGGAUUUUGCCAAGGCAUUUGAUACGGUUCCUCACAAUAGGUUUGUCUUCAAACUAAAAGAAAUUGGUCUAGAUGAAUAUUCUUGUUCUUGGGUAGAACAUUGGUUUAAGGAUAGAGUACAACGAGUUAUCAUUAAUGGUAAAUUUUCAGGCUGGAUAAAAGUGGUAAGUGGUGUCCCUCAGGGUUCUGUUCUGGGACUGCUUCUAUUUAGCAUAUUUAUAAAUGAUCUUGAAAUAGGCAUUGAAAGCCAUGUAUCAGUGUUUGCAGAUGACACAAAACUUUGUAACGUAAUAAAAUGUGAGCAGGAUAUUGCUUUGCUGCAGUGGGAUUUGGAUAGAUUGGGGGACUGGGCACUAAAAUGGCAGAUGAAAUUUAACGUAGAGAAAUGCAAAGGAAUGCACAAGCAGUUUACACCCUAAAUGGUAGUGAAUUGUUGGAUAACCACACACGAGAAGGAUUUGGGAGUUGUUCUAGACAACAAAUUAGGCAGCAAUGUCAAUCUGCAGUUGCUAAGGCCAGUAAGGUUUUGUCAUGUAUAAAUAGGGGCAUAAAUUCUCAGGAUGAAAAUAUAAUUUUGCCUCUUUAUGAAUCGCUGGUAAGACCACACCUUGAAUAUGCUGUGCAAUUUUGGGCACCUGUUCUAAAGAAAGAUGAUAUGGCACUAGAAAAAGUGCAGAGACGAGCUACAAAACUGAUAAAAAAGAAUUGAGGAUUUUAGUUAUAAAGAAAGGUUAAAGGGACAUUAGUCACCUGAACAACUUCAGCUUAAUGAGGUUGUUCAGGUGAGAACUAUAGCUCCCUGCAGCAUUUCUCAUGUAAACACUGUAUUUUCUGAGAAAAUACAGUGUUUACAUUGAUAGCUAGGAACACCUCCAGUUGCAGUCACUCAGAGUGAACCAGAGGGACUUCGGAGUUGAUGGAGGCAUAAUAUGCCUCCAUCCACUCAGAUCUACUGUCAGCAGAGCACAGGGCAGCACUGUGCACAGCAUCCUAUGAUUCAUUAUCUACUCCCUCUGCAUGCAGGCACUGAACUUUCCUCAUAGAGAUUCAUUGAUUCAAUUCAUGUCUAUGAGGAGAUGCUGAUUGGCCAGGGCUGUGUUUGAAUCAUGUUGGCUCUGCCCCUGAUCUGCCUCCUUGUCAGUCUCAGCCAAUCCUAUGGGGAAGCACUGUGGUUGGAUCAGGCUACCACAUGUCAGCAGACUGCUUGUUUUUCGCAGUCUAACAGCAUGCAGAUUUACAGCUUCAAGCUUGAAUACAGUAAGAGUUUUACUAUAUUUAUGGAGGCAUGAAGGGCCCAGGGGGGCUAUUUGGUGGUGUUUAACACUAUAGGGUCAGGAAUACAUGUUUGUGUUCUUGACCCUAUAGUGAUGCUAAAAAAAAAAAAAAAUUCUGUUUAGUUUGGAAAAAUGGUGCCUGAGAGGGGAUAUGAUAAAAUUAUACAAAUAUAUUCGGGGCCAGUACAAACCUUUAUCUGGAAAUCUAUUCAUAAACCGUGUUAUACAUAGGACACAAGGUCACACAUUUAGGCUGGAAGAAAGGAGAUUUUAUCUAAGGCAAAGAAACUUUUUUUUACAGUAAGAGCAAUAAGGAUAUGGAAUUCUCUGCCUGAAGAGGUGGUUUUGUCAGAGUCACUACAGAUGUUUAACCUGCAAUUGGAUAAAUACUUGCAAAAACAUAACAUACAGGGAUAUAAUUUCUAAUUAGUGGAGUAAUAGCUGCUUGAUUCAGUGAGACAUCUGACUGUUAUUUUGGGGUCAAGAAGGCUUUUUUUCCUAGUUUGUUGCAAAAUUGGAAGUGCUUCAAACUAGGUUUUUUGCCUUCUUUUGGAUCAACAACAAUAAACAUAUGUGAGGGAGGCUGAACUUGAUGGGCGGAAGUCUCUUUUCAGCUAUGUAACUGUGAGACGAGGCUGCGAGUUGAGGGUAGAAGGUCUGUGAGUUUAAUGGUGCAGGUUGGAUUUUUUUUUUUUUAUACAACUUUUCAGGCCAGAGGAACAACUACUGGACCUGAUUGGGCACAAGUACACAAAUUGUACAGACCGAUAGAAACAAUGUAACAAUGCCUGACACUCCCACAUACAGCACACAAUCCCUCCCCUCUGCCUGUGAUACAAUUAAGGUAAAUAAUGUGUUAACGUAAUUAUCCCCAAGCAUAAAAAACACAUAUUUUACAAAGUCUCCUAAGUACCCCCAAAAUACAAUACAUCCCCUGAUAGCCCUGAUCUGGGUGAACAACAUAUCCCAAAAUCACCCAGACCAGAGCAGGGGUUCAAAAGUUUUAUGGAAGUCAUAAUUUUGCGCAGGCAUGGUCCCAUGCCCAAAACAGUUCCAUAGAAUUAGGCUGUGUUAGAACAAAUUAGAACAAACUACCGAACGGAGUCAAAAGUCUUACCCUGCAGCUUGUUCCCUUCAUCCAGACGAAUGUCACCGAACAGUGCCCUUCUAAGCUGAAUAGAAACAAACGCAGGCGAUGAUGGAAGUCCAGCGGUGUUCGGGAGUUUCUGUAUACGAUUUCAGUUCCAUGAGAUUCAAGCGAACAAAAUGACCGUCACCUCGUGGUUGUUCAUAGGAAUUGCAGCCACCCAGACAAACAAUUAGAACACUGGUGAGAAACGUUCCAAGUGGUUAAUAGGUGUUAACAAGCUCCAGGGUGGUCUCUGGUCGUGCGGUUGUUCGUUAAACUAAUCAUAUAGUCCCAAUUGCCCGAACAGAUCAUGUUUGAAGUAUAUUAGUCAAUUCUAUUGCAGGGGCCUUAGUCACAGGGUUAAAGGCUGGCAAGUAGUCCUCUCCAAAGCCCAGUGGUGAAGUGGCUUUCGUCACACACCUUCUCUUCCUGGGGGAGACUAACCAGGUACCUGACCUUCUGUCGGUCGGUGCCUGAGUUAGUCGAGCAACCUACCCACCCACAAGCAGCAAGUACUGGACCUGGGGACUCCUGUAGUCUGUCUCGGUUCUGUAUGGCCCCAAGGGUUACGUGGACCUUUGGUAUUCCCUGUUUUUUAGGCUUGAGUUGGAGUAACCUGGCAGGUAGAGACCAACGGUGCUCUGUCCAGUUACCAGCGGUUCUCCUGGGAAAAUGGGUACAUAGUCCUGCCAUGUAACAAGGGGGAAGUUAGAGCAGAGGCCAGCAGUGCUCUGCCCUGAUGCCAGCUCUUCUGCUGGGAGGGGACCGGUGGGGUUUGCAUUUACUGACCCCAGUACGUGAGGACGUCCAGCGUCAGAUAACGGACAAAAGGUCUAUUCCAAACCAGCAAGCCCUCUCGUGGCUGUCUUAUAGACUGUAACUGCAAUAAUUACUAUUGUUGGGUUAUAGGACAUUGCAUUGCAAUGGGCUGAAGUGGUCUGGGUGCCUACAGUGUCCUUUUAAAAGGAAACACAUAACAUCCAAGUUCUUGAACCUGUGGGCCUGGGUGACUUCAUGCCUUAUCAAAGAUGGUGGAGAGAACUCCUAUGUUUAAAUAGGCCAUCUAACCAUUGUAGUUGUUAUGGUGUUUGCAGACCAUUGCAUUGGUGUGUCUCCUUAUUUUCAGCAAAUAGGCACAAACCCAUGCUCCUCAGGGCAAUUUUAGUUUUUGUCCAUAUUGGACUGGCACUCUCAGCAAACCAAUGUCCUCUACAAUGCUGAUCCCUCUUCUUCUUAUGCUUUUCCCUUUCACUGUGUCUCUCGGCAGGUCCUGGAACGCUCCAGGGAUGUGGUGGAUGAGGUCAGUGUCUCUCUGCGUCUGUGGGACACAUUCGGGGAUCACCAUAAGGACAGAAGGUUUGCAUACGGCAGGUGAGUUUCUGUGUCUGGGGAGGAGAUAUGCCGCCCCUUUGAUCCUGGCCUCUUUAUCAGUGAUGUCAGUUCUGCCUGAGAUUUAUCAGAAUUUGGUGUUCGAGCAUGUCCGCUGGUGCCAUCUGCAAGAAUUCUCUAUAAAUAGGGAAUAAAUCCAUGGAGAAGGCUGGACUGCGGGUGCCCUGAGGACUCCAAAAGUUGUCAAACCGUUGAAAAAUGAUUUGACUACUUACUGUUUGUUGCCAAGGGUAAUCUUGAACCACACCACUAGAGCCAACUUUGAUGUUUUAUUGGGUAUUCUAGGGGCUUAGAAUACCUGCUUACUCUGUAAACAUCUUAAUUCACUAUAUGUAUUUUUCUUGUAAUGAAAAUAUUAUUCAGAUUUUUGCACAGCUUGUGCCUGUCUGAUGGCCGUUCCAGUCAUACUGUAUCCCACCAUUCAAGUCAUGCAUACUAAUCAAAUAUCGGCACAUUUUCAACAUCCUGUCCAGGUAGGGCGAGUUCCGCCAUUACUGAACGCUACAACAAAAUAUCCAGUGACAGUGGGACUUGACACAGACUAUUUUGAAGGUCUCCAGUAAAAUUUAUAGGGAUUAUGUGAAGGUCUCCAGUAAAACCUAUAGGGAUUAUGUGAAGGUCUCCAGUAGAACCUGUAGGGAUUAUGUGAAGGUCUCCAGUAGAACCUGUAGGGAUUAUGUGAAGGUCUCCAGUAGAACCUGUAGGGAUUAUGUGAAGGUCUCCAGUAGAACCUGUAGGGAUUACGUGAAGGUCUCCAGUAGAACCUGUAGGGAUUAUGUGAAGGUCUCCAGUAGAACCUGUAGGGAUUAUGUGAAGGUCUCCAGUAGAACCUGUAGGGAUUAUGUGAAGGUCUCCAGUAGAACCUGUAGGGAUUAUGUGAAGGUCUCCAGUAGAACCUGUAGGGAUUAUUUUUACUGGUCGGACUGUCCGGAUUCCUGAUAUUCCCAAAACCCAAGUGAAUUCUUGAUGAAAUGCAAAAGUGUCCUGGUUAUAUCAAUCCCUUUUACUGCCACUAACCUAUCAAUGUAUUGAUACAUGCCAUUUAUUUAAAAUAUGGUUUUCUGAUCUGAACCUUAUGAUUCAGCGACUGUUUUACUGUUCAAAAGACUCCGAUUAUUUUUUUGAUAAUAAAUGUGUGCUAUUUGUACGUUAAAUUACAAAUCCACAUGACUUUAAAGUAAUCAUUGUAUUGACUGUUCAGAAAUAGUGUGGUAACAUAUUGAUUUGUUUGUAAAAAUAAAUUGAACUUGUGUUUCAUGUCUGGUUUGAUUUUUCCAUCAUUGUAUAAUUAGGAUUGCCCCUGCAUGUCUUGCCCAAGAAGCUAGCACUCUAGAAUUUGCAGUGACCCUUUCUGCAAGGUCUGUGAUCUGUCAUCUCCCUUUCCCCAUUGGCUUCUGGUAAAUUCCUCCCUGUGUGAGGCCGUUAAAGGCUAAUUGCUUCUUGUCUGGAGCCUAGCCAGCAAUCCUGUUAACUUGUCCAGAGCUUGGCUCAUCUUUUGGACUCACAAGAUGUUUGGCUGUCUCUCUCACAUGCCAUAAUGUGUGUUAAUCACUCCCUAAUCACUCUGCCCUCUUCCUCAACCUGUAGUGUGAGAAAACUAAUACUGUGCCCCUCCACGUGUCAGGAUCUCUGUAUUCCACAGAUUUGGAAUACACUGCUCCUUCUGUUGUUGUUCCUCUGUCUGGCUCCUCAGUUACCCUACUGUGCCUCCUGUAACCCCAAUAUUACCACGUCUAUUCCCUGUAACUGCUGAUAUAGCUCAUUCCAGGACCCUACAUACAAAUCCCUGGAGGCUCUCUCUUGAUCUGGGUGACUGUUACAAGUACAGAGUAUGUCCUCUUUACUCCAUUACUGGGAUACAGGUACAGAGUAUCUCCUUUUCUCUAUUACUGGGAUACAGGUUCAGAGUAUUACCUUACCAUAAGCAUGUUUUGUUAUGAGUUUAUACAGUAUAUUUCUGGAUGCUUUAAUUUUUGUUUUGACUUUUUUUCCACCCCACAGAUCGGACGUGGUGGUUCUCUGCUUCUCCCUGGCCAAUCCCUACUCUUUGCGCCAUGUUAAGAGCAUGUGGUUCCCAGAGAUCAAACAUUUCUGUCCUCGUACUCCUGUGGUGUUAGUUGGGUGCCAGCUGGAUUUACGUUAUGCAGAUUUGGAUGCUGUGAAUCGCGCUCGACGACCCUUGGCAAAGUGAGUUGGAUGAGAUGCGCUAAUUUACUAACGAUUUCCCAGGAUCCCCUCUCAAGUAAGCUCUUCAUAUGUGGUGUUUAUACAGAUAUUUAGCUCUCUGUGACAUGCAGUCUACCACUUACACAGCUCAACAAAAUUAUUAAUCUGUGCAAAAUGCAGAAAUUUGAUAUUGUGAUAUUCCCAGAACUGCUGUUCACAGUGAAGGAUCCUGUGGCUGAGAAUCGAUGGGAGCUUAUCAGAGCUCCCCAAUUGUUCAAGUUGAAACUGCACAUUAUGAUAAGACCCUCGGGGCAAUAUUAAAGGACCACUCUAGGCACCCAGACCACUUCAGCUUAAUGAAGUGGUCUGGGUGCCAGGUCCAGCUAGGGUUAACCCAUUUUUUUUUUAUAAACCUAGCAGUUUCAGAGAAUGGGUUAAUAAAUGGGUUAAUCUAGCCUCUAAAGCCUCUAGUGGCAGUCUCAUUGACAGCCGCUAGAGGCAUUUGCGUGCUUCUCACUGUGAAAAUCACAGUGAGAAGACGCAAGCGUCCAUAGGAAAGCAUUGUAAAUGCUAUCCUAUGAGACUGGCUGAAUCACGCGCAGCUCCUGCCGCGCAUGCGCAUUCAGCCGAGGAGGAGGAGAGCUCCCCGCCCGGCACUGGAGAAAGGUAAGAUGUUAACCCCUUCAUCUCCCCAGAGCCUGGCGGGAGGUGGUCCCUGAGGGUGGGGGCACCCUCAGGGCACUAUAGUGCCAGGAAAACGAGUAUGUUUUCCUGGCACUAUAGUGGUCCUUUAAUAUUGUUGGCCACAAAUUUCAUCCUGUAGUUAAUGCAGAGUACAGCAAAUACAUUUUUCACAAACGACAAACAUCAUUUAGUUUAAUUAAUUUUUAAUGCUUUGUCUGUGACCCCUUACCUAGAAGUAAUGAGUAUGAAUGCCGAAAGCACCAUGGAUAAGGAUGACCUAUAAAGAAUUUAAAUAAAAUGUACUGAAGAUGGUAUGUAAUUAUAAGUAGAGUUAGCAAUAAAACGUUAUGAUUCUAAAAAUCAUUCAUCUCAAUCUCUCUUCUUCCUCACCUUCCCUCCAUCUCAAUCUCUCUUCAUCCCUGUGGCGGAACAGCUGUCUGUUCGUGGGUUUCCAGUCUCUUUUACCUAUGUUUCCUCUGUAUUUUCGUUUCUUGCCCCCACUUCCCGUUGGGGAGUGCUUCCCCGAAGGGAAUUCAUUCGUCUCCCGAACGGGGCCCACCUCAAUAUCUCAUUUAGAAUGUUCACACCACGCAACAUAAGUGUCAAAACCGCAAGGGAAACCAUUGAGUGCUUCCCUGGGUGGCCGCCAUUCGUACAGGCCAACGCCACCAAGGGGAGAAUUCGUGGAUUGUUUCCCGACUCGUUCGUCUCCCGAAUGAGGACCUUCCUGGUGCCCCAUUGGAAUGUUCACACCAAUUAAUCAGAACGUUCGCACUCGCAACAUAGGUGAGACAUUUCAAGGGUAGUAAUAAUGAGUGCUUCCCUGCAUGGCUGCCAUUUGUAUAGACGAGCGCCGGCCAGGGGGAGCAUUCAUCUCCAAAAAGGAGACGUUUCACACCAGGACCUCGCGAACAGAAACUGGUUGAUUUUAAGGGACCUAAUCGAGGGUCCCUGAGAUUGGUGUGGGCACUUUUGGGGCACUGGCAAGUAUAGCUGGCUCUCAUGAGCCUGAGGGACAAAGAGAUCAGCUCUUUUCCUGCUGGCAGGCUUUUCUGUGGUGACGGUCUGUUUUUCCGCGCCUAAACUCUCCGGCACGGAGGCUCUUGGGAAGAAGACCCCUGGCGGUUGAUGUGGGAAUCCCUGUUGGUUUAGUGGCGGGCUUUGGGGACAAAGGGAGCAGAGUCCCUUUCUGCGCUGGGACUCCAGGGAGGGGGAGGAUCUUGGGAUGUGUCCUUGCAUGUUUGUGUGGUAAACCCCUUGCACAGGGUUAUGCAUAAAAGCCGUAAGUGGCCAAUACAAUUGUGUUAUACCUCCUGGACUGUGUGUCGUUCAGUUACUGGGGGGAAAUGGGUCUCAUUCUCUAACUGGUUCCCGACUAGCUGAAGGAAGGGAACUAUUGGAGGUAACCAGCCGGGCUACCCUGAGUCCGCAACAAUCCCCACCUUCCCUCCUUCUCAAUCUCUCGUCACCCUCACCUUCCCUCCUUCUCAAUCUCUCGUCACCCCCACCUUCCCUCCUUCUCAAUCUCUCGUCAUCCCCACCUUCCCUCCUUCUCAGUCUCUCGUCUUCCCCACCUUCCCUCCUUCUCAGUCUCUCGUCUUCCCCACCUUCCCUCCUUCUCAGUCUCUCGUCAUCCCCACCUUCCCUCCUUCUCAGUCUCUCGUCAUCCCCACCUUCCCUCCUUCUCAGUCUCUCGUCAUCCCCACUGUGACGAAAGUAGCCCCUGUAGCAGAUUGUGUUAAGACUGUCCUUAGGAAUUCAUAUUGAAAAUGUAUUUGUGUAAUUGUUUCCCUGUAUGUCUGUAAAUGUAUGAAGUUUUCGUAUGAUUGUUUGGUACCGAACCAUCAGACCACCCCAGUGAGAAUUGUGCACCUCGUUAAGCGUUCACACUCUGCAAACAGCAGUCUAAUUGUAUGUGCCUGUGUGGGCGCCGUUCGGCAUGCGAACCACGUGUGCCGGCCAUCUUACGCAUGAAAAUCUCAGCGGUGUUUGGUCGUCGAGUGUCUGGAACUCAAAUCGGACACUCAAACAACUGAACACCACUGAGACCUCCAGAGUUCCAUAACUCCCAAAGGGAGGGACUAGUCAGCCCCCCGUUCGGUAAAAUCAAUGUCCUGAACAAGGCAAUUCAUACGAAUGGAAGAUUAGCUGUGGAUGGCAGGUAUUUCUAUGUGUUUUAACUCCCGAACAGAGACCGACCGCAAGGCCAAAACACAUGGAGCCUUUUUCGGAUACCACCUUGUGUGCGGUCGGUCAAAUUACACCCUCCACCUAACUCCCGAACCCCUGGACCGAUCUGGGUGAAUUUUGGAUAUGUUAGUCACCCAGAUCAGGGCUACCGGGGGUACCCAAAGUAUUAUUAUAACUGCUUGUUUUGGGGUACAUCCAGAACUCGUGGAAAACUACAGCAUGUUUAAUGGGAUUAGGUGAGGGGAGGAGAUGUGUGGGAGGUAACUGUGACAUUAUUGGUUACUGUCCUGAUUAAUGUGAAUCCCUCCCUUGCAUGGGAGAAUGCUUUAUAAGGAGGUUGUGUGGAUUAAAAGUCAGUUCUGAUGCUGUGUGUCGUCCAGUCAUUGGGAUCUGUAUGGGAAUGGAUUACCUUGCUUGCUGGGAUUAAUGCUCUAUGGUGUUAUUACUUGUUCCUGAGCCUCACUGGGAUCAUGCCAGGAUUACUGUUUGAUCCAUCACGUAGAACUGUACAGCACGGAUGACAAAUAAGUAACGUAUUACCGGUCCUUAGAAUGGCCGGAUUUAACGUACAAAGAAUAGUCAAAAAUACUAGCCGAGGUCAGGGAACACAGAAAGGGACACAGUGAUGAGGAAAGCCAGGAGUCAAGAUACCAGAAUAUAGAGAAGUCAAUAAACAAAGCCAAAGUCAAAAACCAGGUAGAAAACUAUAAACAGGAACGCGCUUUCAGACAACCACAAGGGAAACCACGACAGGGCACUGAGCAGGCUGAGAACUGGGCCUAAAUACCCCUCCUUUAGUUCUGAUAGGCUGUAACCGGCUUUUGACCCCAAAGUCAGUUACCAGGUUUCAUUUGCAUAAUUGCUGCUCAGCAUUAACCCUUCUGUGGAUUAGGUUGCUGCUCGGCACAACUUUUCCUGUGUGGACAGUAAAUGUCAUUAAUCCCUUUUCUCUAAGCGGAUGAAUACAUGACACCAGGUUUCAUUUGCACAAUUACUUCUCAGCAUUAACCCUUCUGUGGAUUAGGUUGCUGCUCGGCACAACUUUUCCUGUGUGGACAGUAAAUGUCAUUAACCACAUUUCUAUAAGCGGAUGAAUAUGUGACAGAUCUUUAGUGGAGUUAACCUGUGAAAUACCAGCUCUCCGCUACAGCCUAGUCACUGAUUAUUGGAGGGACCUGUUUGCCAGCCUCCUGCCCAGUGACUAUGCCCUUGUGGUAACCUAUGUUUAAAAUACUAUUGGUGCCUGUUGGAACUUGUAACAGAAACCAUUCGAACUUUCGAAGUGGCAUUCGAACUCCCAAAGCCAUUCAAAGUGGCAUUUGAAAACAUGGCGGCAGCCAUCUUGUUUAGUUGAACGCAUCCAGCGGUGUUUGGUCAUAGAGUGCAUGGAACUCAAAUCGGACACUUGACGGCACAAACAUGGCUAAAACUUUACCUUCCAUGGAGGUUCAGCUAUUCGAACGGUGUUCAGUAAGAAGAUGCCCCAGAACAAGAGUCAUACACUAACUAUAUAUCCACGAACAGCUUCCUUAGGUAAUUCGAACGUUAUUUCGGACACUCGAAGUAGACCGGCCGCACAGCCUGAUUCGCUGGAACUGUUUUGGGCAUGAAAUUAUGCAUGCGGUCAGGUCAAAAUUGGACUUCCAUAGAAUUCCUGAACUGAUCUGGUGGGACUUUCAUUUAUUUCUUCACCAUGGUUCCCUUGGACUGAGAGACCACCAGAAUCCGCUGAGUAGAGUUCCUUCAUUUGCAGGCGAGGUAACAUCGUAAAACUCUUCCGAAGUCGGAGCUGGAAUGUAAGUUAGGGUACGACCAACAGUAGAUUUGUUUUUACAUAGAGAGGUUAGUAGACAUGAGAAAAAUCUAAAGGUUAGAAAAAUGGCUAUAAUAACAAAUACAGCUAAUAGCAAAAAGUACAACAUUUUCUUAAUUAGUAAAGUCAACCAUGUUCCUAGCCCAAAUGUCCAAUCCCAAUACUCAAAGAAGCCAGUAUCCUGUACUAAGUCAUGUAAAUCUUUUAUAUGUUUAUAGAUCAUAGUGCCAUGGUCAGAUAGGUUAAAACAGCACAUACCUUCAAUAGCUUCACAGCCUUAGUCAUGUUUCAUUAGUAAGUAGUCAAUGGUUGCUGUAUUCUCAAGGAUUUCCUUAUUAUUUGCCUGGGUGUCCAUAAGUAGCUCUUCUAGGAAGUGACAUUUAAACCCUUUGCAAGGGAACAGGCUACAGCAUUAAUUGUAACAGUUGUAGUUGUAGACAGCUAGAAUAAAUGAAAAGAGGGCCGCAACCUAAGGGUAUGAUGUUCCCUCACAAACCACCAGAAGAAAAUAGAAACGUGGAGACAGGAAAUUAUAGGUCGCGCCACACAAAUGAUAUAAUAAAACCAUUGCGUACUUACAUAAAAUGCUAACAGAGGAACAGAGUCCUGAAUAAAAGUAUAUGAAUAAAAUAGUCCAAGUUGAUUGAAUAAAUGAACGAAUAUAGUAGAUCUUAUAAAUUCUGAAAUAAUCCGAUGUCCAGGUGACGUGGAGGCAUGCAAAUAAGAGAAAGUUCCAAUAGUUUAAACUGUAGUAUAAAGGUGAAAUAUGAUCGUAGUAGUAAUCCUCCUACUCACCUAUUCGAGAGCUAGAGCCAGCUCAAGUGUGAACAGCAUAUAGUGGCGUUGAUCCCUCACUGGUAGGAUAUACGUGUUGGUAGGUGGUGAAGAUCCUCGAUAUGUGGAAAGAGAAAUUCAACCAAAUAGUGCUCUCUGUAUGCAAUAACCGGAGGUUGGUAAUUUAAAGGUAUAAUACUCUCAUGCAGGUGCAGAUAUGCUGCUCACUUUAAUAGCGUGGGUGAUAUAAUCCCUACCUAGGAUUCUUGAGUGAGUGGAUGUUUCAGAGUUUUUUGAAUGACCAGGUUAAAAAAUAAAUAAAAUAAUAUAAUACAUGUGACAGAUCCAUCUGUAUAACCUGGGAUUACUGGUUCGUCUGUUUUGCCGUUUUUGUGGAAUUACUCAUUCGUAUGCAUCUGUUCGUAUAAUUGAUGUUUUUUGCCGAACAGAACUACCGAACGGACGGCCACCCAGAAGAGAAGUGUGCUGCUGGUUAACCUCUUGAUCCCAAUUAGAACAUUCUGGUUAACCGCAGACACUUCUCGAUUAAAACCGAAUACAGGGUGGUCGUCGUUCGUAUGUCGACCACAAGGCGGCGGCCAUUUUAAACCAUGCGAAAGACCAGCGGUGUUUGGCAUUGAUUUCAUGGAACUGAAAACUGACACUUUUCCUGCCAAACACCGCUGAAGCCGCCGACCUCCCUUCUCAAUUGACAGAAGUACACGAACACCGGCUGUUCGGGAGUUUGAAACGCACGAAUGUACUUAACCCAGAUAGCCUUCCCAUGGAGUCAAUCGCAUACCGAAAGACUGUAAUAGACUUUGACUCCAUGGCGAUUGAACUAUACGUAUGGGAUCUGAGCGCUAUUCGCCAAUAAUAUGCACUCAGAUCCAGGCUAUCUGGGGAUAUGUGAUACGAAUGGGAAAUGUUCGACAAUUGUAAAGUUAGAUAUUUUUAUGUGUUUUUCUGUGUUGGAUUUAAAAUGGCGAUUUGCCUCUGUCCUGGAGAUAAUUGAAUUACUUCUCAAUUAUCUCCAGGGCAGAGGGGAGGAAAGCAUAAUGCAUGCUGGGAAUAUUCUGUGUCUGUGGGUCCUAACCUGCCAUAUGUCUGUCUAUUGUUAGUCUCCCAUUUGGUCCCCUAGGGGAGCGUCCACCAAGUGGGAGACCUGCAUAAAUACGGGCAAGUAGCCCACAGUAAAGCCAGUUCAUGUUUUACUCUCAAUGCGGAGCUUGGUCUCGUUAUUGGGGGGAUUUAUUACCGACGACUAGAGACUGCCGGAUGGGAUUAUUAGCCGCUUGGGAGAUAUAUGCGUUCGGCUACUAUUGGCGAUUCGUGAGUUUGGAGCUCGUGAAGUGCCCGUACGGGUCCCGUUCGUGAGAUUACAGCGUUCCCCCUGCUUGCGGUUCGUAUGAUUGUACUUGAUACGCAUGAAGCCUGUGUUAUUGCGAGAGGGGAGGAUUCACUAAACGUGGGUUUGUGCAUUUGAUGCGGAGGGUACCAUAACAAUACAAAAAAGGUAUAUGGCAUAGGCAAAGUAUCAGUGACCAAAAUUCCUUUAAUGAUAUAGAUUAAAAAGGGUAAGAACAGUAAAAAAACAAACAGGCAAAACGCGUUUCGCCACACAGGGCUUCAUCAAAUGGCAAUAAAACUUUAAGUUUUGGUACAAAUUAUAGUGGUGUUCAGGGCUCUACAAUUCGUGGUAAUUUUUGUUUGUCAUAUGGUGGCAGUACCAUCGGGUUUUGCUCCUCCCUGUGGACAAGACAUCUAACAAGGAAUUAAUGUUCAAAAGGACCCUCCCCCUUGCCCCAUAAAACGCUGUACCGCAAAACCUACCCCAGUUUCCUUUCUUGUCCCGAGAGAGGAGGACACGACAUCCAUAGCGUGAGACACACGGGUUGUCUGUAUGGGGGGCCUGGUCCAAGAGCUGCCCGGGCGGUAGGCUGAGAGACCAUUCUCCUGACCGGCAAGGUUAUGGAGCAAGUGGAGGUUAGUCUAUUUAUGCCGAGAAUGGUUCCGGCAAUGCUUCCUGGAGGCGGAGUUUGUCCUGAGCAGGCGCACAGCAGUGGUAUGCACUCCCGGGUGGUGUUCCGUUCCACCUAAGCUUCCGGGUGCGCUAAAACGCAUGUGCAGACCGGAAGCUUAAAGAGACAGAUCAAAAAAAAAAAGCGGAAAUUUGAAUGCAGGUGUAUAAACAGAGAGCUAUGCAGGUCAGAAGAGGUACGCCGUGUCACCUGCCCCCCACACGGCUCAGAGGUAUUUUGAGGUAAGAUUAAAGAAAUCUUUACUUUAAAAUAUGCUCUGGAAAAUUUUAAAGGAAAUAUGAAACAAUCUAAGCCUCCAUUUAUUUUUUUUCUCCACAGAUCUGUCUAGCCCAGCUUAUCCUGAUAUGGACAAGGAAAAACUGGCAACCUGCAUGCCUAGAAAGGCUUCGGCAAAAUCAAAACAUCUAGUUUGCAGUGGGUGUGCAACUCCUCUUCCAGACGGAUCAAGGAAGAAGGUAUGCAGUCCGUGUACUGCAAAUUCUUUGGAAAGAGAUAAGCAAAAAGUUAUGCAAUCUUUCCUAACCUCGUUCCAAGAAAAUCUGGCCUAGACCUUGGAGACUAUUAAAGAGUCUAAAAAGGUGGAAUCCCCUAUACAGCAAGGCCCUCAGAGAAUCAAGAAAAGAUCAUCUACAUCUGAAACGUCAUCCGGGGAAUAUUUUUCCUCAAUAGAUUCAGACGGGUCAGGAUCCUCAUCAAGUAAACCAGUGGGGUUUCCUUCGGAUGAAAUUCAUAAAGGAAGUUAACCUGACAAUCCUACCAGAAGGUCCGGAGAAUCCUAAAGGGUUUUCUGUUCAACAAACCCUGGUAGAUCUAAUAUUCAGGAAAUGGCGAAACCCUGAGAAAUGUGCCUUUUUAUCCAGACACUUUAAGGAUAUCUUCAGACUGGUUGGCUAAGUAAUCUGGGAAGAUCUCCCUAAAGUAGAUGUCCAUGUGGCGCAGAUUGCUAAAAAGACCACUAUCCCUAUUAGGGAAACUUCGGCUUUAAAAAAUCCAAUGGAUAAAAGAGCCGAAACAUCUUGCAGGCGAGCUUACCAGAUGGCCGGAUUUCAAUGCAGGGCUUUACUGGCAGGAGCAGCAGUUGCCAGAGCAAAUUGCAUUUGGUUAAACAUGGUACACGAUAUUUUAUCUUCUGACCAAGGUAGAGAGCUUAGUCACAUGUUUCAGAACAUGCGUGUGACGAGAGCAAUCUCGCCACAUUGCAUUGGAGAAGACUGGUUGCUCGCCUGCUGCCUUUGGACUAUGGUCCCAUGUUAAAGACAUCUUUUUUUUUUCCCCUGCAGAAAAGACUUAUUCAUGCUUUUCUGCCUGGUGUUCGGUAGAUUCAAUCUACCGAACAACCGCACGAAUGGCUAGACCACCUGGGAGCUGGAGUGUGCCGGCAAUUAGCCUCCCUGAAGCUGCUGUUAACCGCAGCUUAAUUGACGAAUGCUGGGUGGCCGCCAUUCGUAUCACGAACACGAGGUCGCGGCCAUUUUAAACAUGCGAACGUACAGUGGUGUUCGCUUAAUUCAUGGAACUAAAAUCGGACACAGUUUUGCGCGAACACCGCUGAAGCCGCCGACCUCCCUUCUUGUUCGGUGGAAGUACACGAACGGCCGGUGUUCGGUAGUUUUACUUGUCUAUGUUAUACCCCAGAUAGGAAUCCCAUGGAGCCCAUUCGCAUGAGAACUGACUGUGUAAAGACUUUGGCUCCAUGGCGAUUACACUGUAUUCAUGUGGUCUGAGCGCCAUUCGCUUAAUAAUGUGCGCUCAGACCUGAGCUAUCUGGGGACAUGUUAAAUGUAUAGUUUUAUUGUAAUGUGUCUCACAUAGUGUAUUUUAAUAGUAAUUUGUGUUGUAGUAUCCCCACGUGCAUAAUGGCGAUUUGCCUUUGUCUUGGGAGAUAAUUGAAUUACUUCUCAAUUACCUCCAAGGCAGAGGGGGAGGAAGCCAGGAUGCAUUGUGGGAAUAUAAUGUGACUGUGUGUCCUAUUUGUCAACUUGUCUGUCUUUUGUCACAGUCUCCUAUUUGAUCCCCUAGGGGAGUGUCCACCAGGUGGGAGACCUGCAUAAAUACUGAGCAGGUAGCCCUCAUUAAACUGUUCACUGCUUGACCCUCAACACGGAGCUUUGUCUUGUUCUUGGGGGGAUUUAUUGUAUGCUGUUCCAGUUUGACUGCUAGGAGUGUAAACCUAUUCGUAUGGUUUUUCCUAUUUGGCUGUUUACAGCAUUCAUAUGGUUUCCUGUUCGGCGGAUUGGUGUUCUGCAGUAGCUGUGCCUGCAUCUCUGGAAAGGGGGACGAUUGCCUAAACGUUUUUUACCCUUUGUGCGCAAAACAGUUCGUUACAAUGCGCUUGUCUAAUGAAUAUCUGUUGGAUAUGUCGGUAGAUGUUCUUAAGUUGGCAUCCAGAAUUAUGGGAUUGUCAUCGGUAGCAAGACGAGCCUUAUGGUUAAGGUCAUGGACGGCGGAUUCAGCUUCCAAAUCAGUCCCUUUGUGAGCUUCCACUAGAAAAAACAAAAUUAUUUGAGGCUCCUUUAGAAGGAAUUAUUAAGCAAUUGUCAGAAACCAAAAAGGCUCUUCCUCAAGAUAAGAAGUUCUCCUGGAGAUCGGGUUACAGGAAUUACCAGUAUAAAUACAGGAGAUCAUAUCAAGAGAGAGCGCAUUUCUUUCAAAGAAGGGAUAAAAAUCAUAGAGUUAAACAAAGAGGUGAUGUUAAAAGAUCCUUCAGAGACAAAGAUAGACGUUUCUGACGCCAGAAGUGUGGGAGGAAGACUCCCAACGGUUUUUUCAGGCAUGGGAAAGAACCACACGCAAUCCUUUGGUUCUAAGUCUUAUCCAGCAGGGACACGAUUAUAUUCACAGAGAAACCAAGAGCAAAAUUUCUGGUAUCAACUUACCAGUCUUCAAAAGAUCACAAGCCCUAUUUUCUCAAACCAUGCUACUUUUGCAAAAAAGGGUGAUAGAGAGAGAGUACCAGUAAAGCAAAGAUUUCGGGGAGUUUACUCAAGAUUAUUCCUGGUUUCAAAACCAGACCACUCUCUUUUUUUUUUUUUAAUUUAUUUAUUUAUUUAUUUUUUUCGUCCCAUUUUGGAUUUAAAAAAACAUAAACCGGUUUAUCCUUUAUCAAAGGUUUCGCAUGGAAUCAAUCGCUUCUAUUUUUCCUCUUCUACAAAGAGGCGACCUUAUGGUAAAAAUAGACUUUAAGGAUGCUUAUCUGCAUGUUCUAAUUGCUACCGCUUCAAGGAAAUUUCUAAGAUUUGCAAUAAAAAGAGGAAGAUCCGGCGAUCAUUUCCAGUUCAGGGCUCUGCCGUUUGGUCUGUCAUCCGCCCCAAGGAUAUUUACAAAAAUCUUGACUCCUGACAGCUCAUUUGAGAAUAUCGAUUAUCCCAUAUCUGGACGACUGGCUUCUCAUGGCACAUACAGAAGAACAGCUGCUCAAGGACCUGCAGGUCACUAUCCGAUUUCUUCAAAACCACGGUUGGAUCUUGAACUUAAAGAAGUCAGUUCUCAUUCCAACAAGAGAAAUAGUUUCUCGGAUUCAGAAUCAAUUCAGUCUCCCUGUCAAUUCAUCUUCCCAAACGAAAAAGGAGGAAAAUCUUGCCCAUUUGGCUGCUUUUCCAGCAGUCAAAUGGGCAAGAUCAGAGGUCAGACCACUACAAUGGAACAUUCUGACAACCUGGUCAAAAAAGGAGGAAGAUUUAGACAGAAGGUUCUUGUUAUCCCUUCAGGUAAAGACUCUGCUUACUUGGUGGAAAACCUCAGAGUGCCUUUCAGGAGGAUUAUCUUUUCAUCCAAAAGACUGGAUAAUAGUCCCUACAGACGCUUCAAAGACAGGUUGGGGAGCUCAUUUGGGCACCACCAUGUUCCAAGGAAUAUGGUCAGUCAGGGAGGCUAAAGAAUCCAGGGAAUUACUAGUAGUUCUUUACGCUCUACAUUACCUCAGGCCUUGGGUACAACAAAAAGCGGUGAAGUUUCAAUCAGACAAUCGUACAGUAGUCUCAUAUAUCAAUCACCAAGGAAGAUCCAAAGUAAAGAAUCUUUACAGUCUUUGUGCAGAAAUUAUGGAGUGGUCACAAAAAAAUCUGGAAGACAUUGCGGCAGUCCACAUAAGAGGGAGCGACAAUGUAAUAGCCGACGAUCUAAGCAGAGGCAAGUGGGAUCAAAAAGAAUGGUCUUUGAACCCGGAAAUAUUCUGAAUCCUGGCUGAAAGAUUUGGAUUUCCGGAAGAAGACUUGAUGGCAAGAGCUUCGAACACAAAGGUUUACAGCUUCGCCUCCCUAUUCAGAACAGAUCAACCCAAAUGGAUAGACGCUCUAUCAAUAAACGUCAGUCUGGCUUACGUGUCUUCACCUCUGCCUUUAAUCCCAAAGGUCCUUCUCAAGAUAAGAACAGACAGAGCGAGAGUAUUGGCAAUAAUUCCAUAUUGGCCAAACAGAGUCUGGUUUUCGGCUUUAAAGAAGAUGACCAUCGCUCAUUGGGAACUUCCCAUAUCAAACUUUCUCAUUGUGAACAGAGACCUGCCCUUGGAAGUUCUAAAAAUAUUCAGGUUGACUGCUUGGCUACUGCAAGGCUAAUCCUUUGUAACCAAGGUUUACAAGAAGACAGAAUAGCGGUCUUACUUCACGCUACCAGGAAGUCUACGUCUAAGAUAUACUUUAGGAUUUGGUCUAAGUUUCUCCACUGGUGUAAGGAACACCAGUGCCUUGUUUUACAUCCAUCCAUAGAUGACAUUCUCCAUUUUUUUUACAAGACGGAUUUGCAGCUGGUCUGGGAGAUUCCACGCUCAAAGCUCAGAUAUCCGCCUUAAGUUUUUUUCUAACUAAGGAUUUGGCCUCCAAUAUUUUCAUCAUAAGAUUUAUUUUUUUUAGGUCCAUCAGCCUCAAACGUCCUCCUAGACGAUCGGAGUUUCCAACUUGGGAUUUAGCCCUGGUCCUACAAGCUCUUAGUGUUCAUCCCUUCGAACCUUUGGAAGAAGUUCCGUUAAAAAAUUUCUCUCUUAAAGUUUCAUUCCUGGUAGCCAUCACAUCGGCUAAAAGAGUGGGAGAACUUCACGCUCGGUCCUCCUCGGAUGUAUUUACUAUUUUCCACAAAGACAAGGUUAUUCUUUAUCCAAGACAGUCUUUUCUACCUAAAGUUUUGUCUUCAAAGAAUAUUAAUCAGCCGAUUGUUUUACCUUCGUUUUGUAGCGAAGCCUCAUCUCCUCAAGAGCUCAAAUGGCAGAAAUUGGACAUCAGAAGAGCUUUACUUAUAUAUCUAGCCAGAACGAAAGAAUUCAGAAUUUCGGAUCAUCUGUUUAUUAAUUCUCAAGGUCACUUCAAGGGGAAUGUGGCUUUCUGCGGCACCUUAUCCUGUGGGCUCAUUCAAGCUAUAGAACUGGUGUACGCCGUAGCUUGGUUGGGGUUUCGCCGUCCUCCACCCACCCUGGACCCAAGACCGGGUCCAACCUGAUGGAGUAGUAUGCUAUUGGUCUUUGUUUACCAUAAAAGGACAGAUGUAGCAUUUUUUUUUUUGCUGCAAGGGUUAAUUUAAAGGGUUUGUUUUCUACAAUGCAUGUAGAUUGCUGCAGAGCGUAUCCAAGGUCGACAGUAUGAAACGCAGCUGGGCGGGGGGGUAUAAUAUUUUGAAAUGCAGUUUUUCUACUUUCCGUGAGAUGUUUUGUGCCAUGGGAAAUACAGUGUCCUAGGAAAAUAACUUUUUCAACACAUGCGUGCAGUUUUGCUUGUGCCCGAAAUUUCAGCAAAGAAAGAGUGUUUACAUUACAAGUUAUCAUAUCUUUGCAACAUAUCUUCAAGAAUCUGGGCCAUAUCCAUGCUGUGCAUAGUGGGUGAGUUUUGUGCGCCCUGUGGAAAUACUGUCCAAGUGUACUGCUUGUGUUUGUGUAAAUGCAAAUAAAUACUGUCGGAAACCAGGGGGACACUGAAAAAAAUGCAUUUGCCAAGUCAAUAACCGUAAAUACCUUAGAGGAAGGUGGUGUCUGUGCCAACAAGGUGUGUGGGUUGGAACAUUAGGGGCAAUGAGUUCAAUGAAGGCAUUAAUUGCCCUCAAAUCAUGUACCAUAAGGUAGACCACAGGUUUCCCUUUAUCUUGCUUUUUCUUAAUUGGGUACAAUGGUGUGUUACAUGGCGAGGUGGUCUGGACAAUUACCCCUGCCUGCAGUAACACUUGGGAAAUGGCAUCUUCCUGUGCUGGGCUUAGGGGGUAUUGUUUUUGAUAGGGAGGGGUGGUUCUGGGCAGGAGAUUCACUUUGACUGGGGGCACAGAGAGUCUGUCUGUAUAUGUCUUCCCUGUAGCCCAUAGAGAAUCAGGGACUGAGGACUAGUCAAUGGUAGGUUCUGGCACAUGGCUGGGCAUAGUGAGAGUUGCCAGAACAUUUGAAAGAGAGAUAAUUUGUUUGUCCUCCAAAGGCACAGUGUUUGUUUCAAAACCAUUCAUCUGUCUUUACUUGUUGCGUCUUCUGAGACGAUCAUAAUGGGCAUCCGUAUAUUUAACGAUUAUUCUAGCUUUUAGGGCGACAAUUUGUUUAAUCCCUUAAGGACACAACUUCUGAAAUAAAAGGGAAUCAUGAUGGAAUAUUUCAGUCAUGUGUCCUUAAGGGGUUAAAUCCAUCCAAGUACACUGGUAAGUAGCUUGAAUGGUGGUUGAGACUGGAGUAGAGCUAAGGGGGCCUUUUCAACAUCUGGCAGCUGCUGUAUUAUUGCCAGUUGUUCACUGGGUGUCCAGGGCUUAUAUUCUUCCCAGUAUUAGAUACCUGAGCUCGGCCGUCUCUUCUCAUGGUAUACGCUCUCAACUUUGGGUAUCAUGGGAGUAGUAAAUUGUGGAGCUAAUGGGCCCCACUGCAGUGUUUAUGGGGGCAACUAGGGGUUCCCUCCUCCUCUAAUGAACCCAUUAAAAUGGGGCUGCUGGGGAACCAUAUGAAGUCCCACUGCGUAAUAUCACUGGAAAGAGAGGUUUUGAUCUCUGUAAAAGGGAAAUCGCAUUGUCUUUUGGGACCCAAGGAGUCUCUGCAUUAUCCUGCAUUAUCCUGGUAAAGGAGUAGGUUUACAAGAUUUUUCCCAGGAUCUUGCUUACUCUGGGACCCUAGAGGUCCAAAACAUUGAUAAUAUGGUACACCUUUUCUGGUGGUUUCUCUACAACCACAUUUAGUUAAUUCAACUGCAGUAUCAUGCCAUUUUUGGGCGACUUCUAAGUCAUUAUCUUCUAACCACUCUCUGUAAUUUGCCUCUGAGUAACCUCUUAAUAUUCUUAAUUGUUCCUUGUCCUUUUUGAUGCUUGACAAUAGUCAAAGCCGUAAAUCCCCCUUGAGUGCUUUGAGAGCUACUCAUCUUAACUUGUAAGGGUUAAUUACUUCCUUAUCCAAGACAAACUGUACAAAAACAGUGUAUAAGACAUUUAGGACCUCUGCAGUGGAAUUUUCAGUCUUGUCUUCGAUAUUCUAAACAUAAUCAGGAGAUCUGCCCUUGGAGGAUUCUAACUCAAAUUAUAAAACAAAUGACAAGGCAAACAAUAAAAAUAACUUAAAACCUACAGAAAUAUUCCACUAUCUCAAGAUUCCUUUCACAAGACAUAACAUCCACCUGAAUAUAACCAUAAUACCACAGAAAACAAGUUCUUUAAAUCAGACAUUAAGUCGUUCCUUACCCAGACAGAUCAGUAGGAUGUGGAUCUGAGAGCGAAAUUGAUAAAGGAAGAAAAGGUUUUCCUUUCCUUGCUGCAGCUGAUUUCGCUGUCAGAGGGACGUCCACCUGUACGCUAGUGUCAGUCUUUCGACCAUCAGAUCCCGGGGUAACUGCACCAAAUUGAUAUAGAUCCAAAUAUUGAUCUGUUUAUAUUCAGCGGAAGCCCGAAUUAUUAUAAUAAGUGCACUUGGAGAAGCGUGAAUUAGAAACCAGACGUAUGUUGGUUAUCAAAAUAAGCCUCUGUCGUUUAUUCGUCAGCUGGAUUUUUAUACAUUAAUAAGUAAGUGCUUAGGUGCAAAUACUCAUAGGACAGUAGUAGUAGUAAGGGUAAAAGGAGUACAGAUAAGACACAGAGAGGAACAUUGUGACGAAAUGCAUUUUGUCCCUGGAUUGUUAGGUGACAAGCUGCCCUUUGCCCCCGGCUUUUGGAGGAGCCUGAUUGCCAGCCUCCUUCCUCAUGACUAUGGCCCUGGGGUGUAUUGCCAUUUAAAAAGACUAUUUGGGGCUUUUUGGCUUCUAAAAACAGUUUCUUCCCAUUUGAAUCCAUGGGAAGGUGUUUUUCUUCCCCUCCCCCGUUUCCUGUCUAUUGUUCUCCAGCAGGGUGUUGUCCCAGGCACACUGCCAAACCAGUUGGAACUGACUGCUUUUGUCCCUCCUUGGUUUCUCAACAGCCCUUGCUAUGCUUUAACCCGUGGAAAAUCUACUCUGUUCAUGGGAUCUGAGCGCUGUUCACCUAGAUUGGGCGCUCAGAUCAGAGCUAUCUGGGGAUAGGUUAAAUGUGGGGGUUCUGUGUAAUAAAAUAAGAAUUAUGUAUUUUUAUGUACUUUUACGUAUUUUGCUGUUAGUGUUAAAUGUAGAUAUUUUCUGUACCUGGAGAUAAUUGAGUUUACUGCAGUGCCUUAAGCCAAUUAUCUCCAGGAUGGAGAGGAGGGAUUUCAUUGUGUAUGUGAGAGUGUUAUCAUGUUAAUUAGUGUUCCCAUUGGUUUGUGUCCCUUUUGUCACAGUUUACCACCAGGUCCAGGGGGUGUGCCUCUGACCUGAAAACUUGUAUAUAAGGAGUAAUAAACGCUCAUUGGAGUCAGAUCAUCUUGUACCUUCAUGAAGUUUCGGCUCAUGUUUGGGGGAUUGGAGAAACUACACUCUGGGGAUUGCUAUAAUCGCUAUACUCCCCAGGGUAUAAUCACUAAGCUCUGCUAAGAGCUUGUUCCUGUUCCUGCUCUCUGGAAUUCGGAGAGGUCAACCUACUGGAAGCUGUACCCUGGUCUUGGGUCCAGAGUGGGGGGAGACGGCGAGACCCCAACCAAGCUGCGGCGGUUCGUGGGGUCUGCAGUGGUUAUGGUGUCAGGCAGAGUGCUUGGAGUCCUUGGAAAGCACUAGGAGCAGCCGUCGGCGGAAGGUACCAGGUCGGGGUCCCAGCGGUUCCGUUACAAACAUCAUAUAACAAGUUCAGAGAAAGAACAGAAUAAUUUGAGAAGAGAAAUCUCAGGUGGGGGCUAUCUGCUCCCUGAACUAGACAUAUAUGGUCUUCAGUGUUUUCAGCAUCAAGCAUUUCCUGAGUCCAAGUUAGCCAAUUUUAAUAUUGGAUAUCAUAUGACACCUAUAAGCUUGCGCCUUGGAAUCAAGAUAAAUUCUAUCACAGUGACAGACCCUCUGUCUUUGAAUUUUAAAGUUUAGACAUUUUGUUCGUCUGUUUGAAUGGAAUACAAUUUACCUUAUUUUAUCAUUGGCCUUUCGAAUACCGAACAACCCACCACCCAGACCUGGAGCGUGGCGCUUGUUAACCUAAUUGACUUUAAUACCUCUAAAAACCACAAACACCCUUACAUUCUGAACGGUCGACUGGGUGGUUGGCAUUCGUAUACACGAACACGCGGCUGCCAUCUUGGAAUAUGAAUGCGGCCAGUGAUGUGUUGUCGUUGAGUUCAUGGAACUAAAAUCGGACACUCAGCGGCACAAACACCGCUGGGACUUCCACUCCCCGUUAUGUUCAACUGGAAUUGCACGUAUGGAGCGCCGUUCGGUAUGCCUCUGUGUACAAACAGACCCGUUUGACUAUUUGAACGUACUUCGACUGUUUGAAAUAGACCAGCCGCACAGCCCAAUGCUCUGGAACUAUUUUGGGCAUGAGACCAUACGUGCUGUCGGUCAAAAAGAGACUUCCAUGAAACUUUUGAACCCCUGAGCUGAUCUGGGUGACUUUUCAGUAUGUUAGCCCUGAUCUGGGGGAAAAUCAGGGGAUGCAUGGUUUUUUUAUGGGUUCCCAUAUGUUUGUGGGGUCUUUUUUGUUUGAAGAUAAUUGAGUUAAUACAGUAAAUUAACUGUUAUCUCCUAAGAGUGGAGGGAUUGUGCAUCCUGUAUGGGAGUGUCUCGAUGUAAGACCCUGUUUUUAUUGGUUGUUCACCUUGUGUCCCUGUGCCCAACAAGGUCCACAUGGGUGUCACCCUUGUUGGGAAACCUGCAUAAAAGGCAGUGUGCCUCCAUUAAAGCUCAGUUCUUACUUUACCCUCAAUUUAGAGUCUUGUCUCUUGUUGGGGGAAACUGCUCUAAAGCUAUCACUACGAGCUCUUGUAAGAGCUUAUCUACUUGGAUGACUACCUGGAAUGCUGUAAUACCACUCACACUCGGGAGAAGGACAUCCUCUAGUGGUGGAAACCCCCUCUACUCAUCGUGGUAAGCGCUUCAUGGGGAUUUUAUGUGUUUUGGGGUUUUGUAAAAUUUGUGGGGUUUUUCUUAAUGGAGAUAAUUGGGUUAAUGCGGUAUCUGCCUCAAUUAUCUCCCAGGCAGGGAGGAAGGAUUGUAUGUUUGUAUUGGGAUGUCACACUUUGUAACUGCAUUGUUAUUGGUUAAGUUUGUGUCCCUGUCCAUGUGGGCGUACACCUUGCUUGGGGACUUGCAUAAAAGGCCAGUGUGGCUUCCAUUAAAGAGAGAUUCGUUUACCCCUUCAUGAAGUCUUGGCUCAUGUUGGGAGAUUCGAGAACUACAUUCACUCUGGGGAUUGCUAUAUCACAAUACUCCCCUGAGUAUAAUCACUAUCUCUUCUAAGAGCUCAGAAGAUGAAGUGCGCUAGUCCUCGGGCAGCACUCCCAAAUGAGGAGGAGUUCCUUUGGGAGAUGCAAUAGCGACUGUCCUUUUUUUGACUGUCGGUCCGACUCCCCAGCGGCUGAGUAUGUUAUUGGGAGAAGAGACUAUCUGUCUCACUCCCCAGCUGCAGUGUGCAGUACAGGGAGCAGAAGGUGUCGUCCUUCCUCCCCAGCGGCAGCCGGAUAUACCAAAAGGAGUGACCGCUGGUCCCUCACCCCCAACUACAGAGGGGCAACACUCCUGACCAGACGUAUUAUUACUGGACGCCAUGCCCAGAUCCCCAACCAACCCCGCAGGACUGCCAGGAGGAGGAGGUAGGCAAUCCCUCCACAGUGGAGCCUCAACCAGGUCCUGGGGGUAGUAUCCGCUGACCCCAUAACAGCAGGAGAGCUGUCAGCUGGGUAGAGCGCAGUUGGCCUCUGCCCUCCCCUUGUCCCCAACUGCAAACCGGAGAGCAACCAAGAGACCAGGAGUAACAGACGCCCCCUCUGCAGCAUGGGACAGACAGGACAAAGCUGGACACUCGAGAGCUACAGGUCAAGUACUUGGUUGUGGGUGGGUUGCUCGACUAACUCCGGUACCGACCAACAGGAGGUCAGAUACCUGGUUAGUCUCCCCUUGGGAGGGAGGAUAUGUGACAAAAGUAGCUUUAUCACUGGCUCUUUGAGGGACCUGUUUGCCACUAUUGGUGCCUGUUGGAACUUGUAACAGAAACCUUUCGAAGUGGCAUUCAACCAUGUGGCGGUGGCCAUUUUGUUUAGUCAAACGCAUCCAGCUGUGUUUGGUCGUCUAGUGCAUGGAGCACAAAUCGGACAGGCACGAACACAGCUAAUACUUUACCUUCCAUGGAGGUUCGGCGAGUCGAACGGCAUUCGGUUAGAAGAUGCCCCAGAACAAGAGACUUACACUAACUAUAUCCACCAACAGCUUUGUUCGGUAAUUCAAACGUUAUUUCAAACACUCAAAGUAGACCGGCCACACAGCCUGAUUCUCUGGAACUGUUUUGGGCAUGAAACCAUGCGUGCGGUCGGUCAAAAUGGGACUUCCAUAGAAUUCCUGAACCGAUGUGGUUGAAUUUUGGAUAUGUUGGUCACCCAGAUCAGGGCUGUCAGGGGAUGUAAUAAUUGUGGGGAUUUUGUGUUUUUGGGGUACUUUUGGUGUUUUGAUAUAUAGAUAUAUAGAUAGAUAGAUUCUAUCUAUUUUUUUAAUUUUUUUUGCCUGGAGAUAAUUGGGAUGUGACGAAAGCACCUUCGUCACUGGGAUUUGGAGAGGCCUGCUUGCCAGCCCCGUACCCUGUGACUAUGAUGGAGGUUUCUUUUCACUCUCUGAUGUGCUAGUAUCUUGAUAUUUAUGAUAUAAUACAUAGGUCUCUACCUGGACCACCCCAUAUAGACUCAAAUACUUAGCAACUGCUUAGUCAAGCUCUCCCCAUUCCCUCCACAAUUAACCAGGUCCAAUCCUGUGAAAGUUAAAGGAACACUAUAGUCACCGAAAUUACUUUAGCUAAAUAAAGCAGUUUUGGGGCUAAAAACCAUGUUCAUCCCUUUUCCCCUUCUAUUAUGCAGUAUAUGGGGCUUACCGAAUGGAUUAGGUUUAUGGUGUUCGUUUACCGAACAAACUGUCGAACAGCUGGACUGUCCGCAAGUGGAGUGUGCAGCCUGUUAACCUCCCAGAAGCUGUGGUUAACCACAGCUUAAUUGACAAAUGGCUGGGUGGUUGUCGUUUGUAUAGUCGAACUCGUGGUGGCAGCCAUCUUGUUUAAUCGAACGCGGUCAGCAGUGUUUUGCCGUCGAGUUCAUGGAACUGAAAUCGGACACUCAACGGCACGAACACUGCUGGGACUUCCACCUCCAGCUAAAGGAUAAAUAUGCACGAACAGAGUGCAGUUUGGUAAAAAUUAUCUACCGAACACACUUCACAACUGACUUAGGGCACGAACAGUCCUGUUCGACUAUUUGAAGUGCACUUUAAUCAUUGGAAAUAGACCGGCCGCACAGCCUAAUUCUCUGGAACUAUUUUGGGCAUGAACCCAUGCUUGCGGCCGGUCAAAAAGAGACUUUCAUGAGACUUUUGAACCCCUGCUCUGUUCUGGGUGAUUUUUUGGAUAUGUUCACCCAGAUCAGGGCUAUCAGGGUGUAUGGGGAUAAGUUAUAUUUUGGGGUUACUUAUGAGACUUUGAAAUGUGUUUUUUAUGCUUGGGUAUAAUUACGUUCAUACAUUAUCUACCUUAAUUGUAUCACAAGCAGAGGGGAUUGAUUGUGUGCUGUAUGUGGGAGUGUCAGGCAUUGUUACAUUGGUCUACACAGUUUGUGCCCUGUGCCCCAUUAGGUCCAGUGGGUGUUCCUUUGACCUGAAAAGUUGUAUAAAAAUCCAACCUGUACCAUUUAAAGUUUUAACCCCUUCAGCCCAGCGGGAGUGGGACCCUGAGGGUGGGGGGGACCUAAAGACCCUAUAGUGCCAGGAAAACGAGUUUGUUUUCUUAACACUCCUUUAACUUUCACAGGCUUCGGGUGUCUUAGGGAAUAUCUAGCCUUCCUAGCUGAUAGCUCUAUAGUAGCAAUCCAGUAUACCCUAGAGCAGGGGUAGGCAACCUAUGGCACUAGUGCCAUACACGGCACUCAAGGUGUCUUUGCACAGCACUCAAGGCUGCUAGAGCCAAACAGGCUCUGGCCUAUCAGGAGUCCCAGUAAAAGUUCAGAUAUCUGCUAAUCCGAAAAGGUGGUGAAGGACAAUCCUCAAUUUAUGCAUUGCAGCACGUAGAUCUCAGAUCACUUCCUCUCAGCACUUGUGAAUAGGAAUCCACACUGUAGUAGAGCAGCUCGCAGUUGCUGUUGCAGCUCCUGUCCUUGACAUGUACCUGGCCAGCCUAGUCCCUACUGGACGCCACCCACACUGCUAGAUAUACACAGAAAUGCAGAAUAACUCUCACCUCAUACAAAUAAUACGGACAGCCCACACACAAACAUGCACACAAUCCGCACAAACGAAACACCACUAACAAUCCACAUACUUGCACACAACCUCACAUGCAAUACCUCAAACAGCCCUCACACACUACCAAACACACACUGUGACAUAUCCAUCCACACACAAUUCCACAAGCAGCCCCCAUACACAGCCCACAUUCAUAUGUAUCAUACACAAUACCAUAAACUACUCAUGAACAUAUACAAUAUAAUAGCUCGUAUAUGCAGGGCCGUCUUUAACGCGGGGCAAACUGGCCAGCUGCACCGUGAGCCCUGCUGGCCUCAACAAUUUCUAACCCUCUGGCCGGUAAUCCGCACACUAAGGAGGGCCCCUUGCUUUUCGGCAGCAGGCUGGGAGGAAAUGACGGCCACGCAUCACUUCCUCCCACAAAGAGAGGAGUGAGCGGGAAAGAAGAGUAGGCAGAUUGGAGGGGGGGCUGGCCGAGAGCGCUAGACCCCAACUCCCAACACCUUCAGCCACCAGCAGGAAAGGUAGGAAACCGGAGGGUGGGUUUUAAAGUGUAUGUCUGUGUCAGUAUGUCCGUGUGUGUGUCAGUAUAUCUGUGUGUGUCAGUAUAUCUGUGUGUGUGUGCGCAUUUCAGUGUGUAUAUAUCUCUGUGUGUGUGUAUAUGUGCAUACAUCUCAGCAUUCACACACUAACACUACACACAAAUACACCCCUGCAUUCAAAUUUCAACACUACGUACAAACACAUGUCUGUUACACACCAAAAUUAUAUGUAAAGACACCCCUGCAUUCAAAAACCAACACUACACAAAUACAUGCUUGCAAUCACGCCAACACCACAUACAAACAUAUUCCAUACAAAAACCUGUUUACAUUCAAACACACAAAAACUGCUUAGUGCUAAAUACAGACCUGCAAACAUGGGUAAAUGGUAGAGCCCCAGCUGUCAAUGCAUUUCUGGAGUUGCACGACAGAUGGGGAUCUACCUUUUAAUCACCCGUGCAACAGGGAGACCCCCAAAAAUUCUUGCACCUCUCUACUUUAGGUCCGCCACUGCGUUGAGGUGUAGGACGUGAUUGCAUGCCUGAGGAGGGGGGACAGGGUCCUGGGGGCCCCAAGCAAAUGCUUUGCCCAGGGUCCAGUCACUAUUAAAGACGGCCCUGCAUAUACGCACAAAUACGAUACAAAGCAAUUACAGUAAAAAUAACACAAGCAGAAUACGGCAGCAUACACCCCUCGAUUUAAAAAAAAAAAAAAGUAAAAAAAGGGACCGGCACUCUACAGGACAUCACAAUCUUUUAUCGGCACAGUGCUGCUAUAAGGUUGUCUACCCCUGUCCUAGAGUAAAUCAUUAUUACACUGUAGGCUCAUUUGUAGAAGGUGUUUAAUGCUACCGGCCAUGUUUGAGCAUAUUUCCUAUAAGCACUGUUUGAUGGAGGUUUCUUUUCACUCUCUGAUGUGCUAGUAUCUUGAUAUUUAUGAUAUAAUACAUAGGUCUCUACCUGGACCACCCCAUAUAGACUCAAAUACUUAGCAACUGCUUAGUCAAGCUCUCCCCAUUCCCUCUACAAUUAACCAGGUCCAAUCCUGUGAAAGUUAAAGGAACACUAUAGUCACCGAAAUUACUUUAGCUAAAUAAAGCAGUUUUAGUGUAUAGAUCAUUCCCCUGCAAUUGCACUGCUCAAUUCACUGUCAUUUAGGAGUUAAAUCACUUUGUUUCUGUUUAUGCAGCCCUAGCCACACCUCCCCUGGCUAUGAUUGACAGAGCCUGCAUGAAAAAAACAAAGUGGUUUCACUUUCAAACAGAUGUAAUUUACCUUAAACAAUUGUAUCUCUUUCUCUGUAAAUGGAACUUUAAUCACAUACAGGAGGCUCUUGCAGGGUCUAGCAAGCUAUUAACAUAGCAGGGGAUAAGAAAAUCUUAAUUAAACAGAAGUUGCAAUAAAGAAAGCCUAAAUAGGGCUCUCUUUACAGGAAGUGUUUAUGGAAGGCUGUGCAAGUCACAUGCAGGGAGGUGUGACUAGGGUUCAUAAACAAAGGAAUUUAGCUCCUAAAUCCGCACACUAAGGAGGCCCACCGGGUGGCCCAUGCACAAAGGACCACCCGGUGGGCUUCUGUCAGCAGGGGCCCGGUCGCACGCUGAGGCACUUUAACAGCGCUAGCGGGCCCCUUGCUUUUCGGCAGCAGGCUGGGAGGAAAUGACGGCCACGCAUCACUUCCUCCCACAAAGAGAGGAGUGAGCGGGAGGAAGUGAUAAAUAUAUGUUUCAUUAAUGAAAUAAAAAUUAAUUAAAUUUACAAAUGGCAGGACCUAGAUUUUAAGAACCUAUGUACAAGCAAGAUCUAUCGUUAGAUGAGCAGAAUGACUGUCAUUUCAAAGAGAUGGUUAAAAAAAAAAAAAAAGAAACACAAACAAAAAUUAUAUAUAAGGAUUGAGCAGUGAGGCUGCAGGGGCAUGUUCUAUACACCAAAAUUGCUUCAUUAAGCUAAAGUUGUUCAGGUGACUAUAGUGUCCCUUUAAGGCAUAUUAUUGGCCACAAUGUAUCUAUUUAGAGAUUCAUUUCUUUAGACCUUUUUGUAUCCACUCUUUUGGAAUUGAGUUUGUCUAUCUGCCUGGCUAUAUCAGCUUGCACUUCUUGUUUAUAAAGUUGGGAUAAUUUGUGGCAGUUAUAAUAAAGCCUAUUGGUUUAUCCACUUCAAUGAUAUUCUGUGCCUUGAUAUACAUGAUAGAUACUUUUCUCGUUCUGUUUUAGCUAUUGCUUUACUUCAACCUCUCAUACACCAGUACCCUAGAGGAAUUUCCUUGAUAAGGAUUUCCUCACUUUGCUUUUUUUUUUUUUAAUAUUAACCCCUUAAGGACUGGACUGUUUUUGCGAUGUUGUACAUUUGCGACCAGGAAUAUUUUUACACUUUUCUGGUGUUUGUGUUUGGCUGUAAUUUUCCGCUCUCUCAUUUACUGUUCCCAUACAAAUUAUAUAUAGUUUUUUUCAGGACAAAAGGGGCUUUCUUUACAUACCAUUAUUUAUAUAAUCUCAUGUAUUUUAAUUUAAAAAAAAUAAAAAAAUCUGAUGAAAAAUUGAAAAAAAUACAUGUUUUUUGACUUUUACUUGAAAAAUCUUUUACUCAUCUACAAAAGCGAAUGAAAAAAACUGCUAAAUAGAUUCCAAAUUUUGUCCUGAGUUUAAAAAUACCUAGUGUUUACGUGCUUUUUUGCUUUUUUUUGCAUGUUAUAGGGCUAUAGGUACAAGUAGGAUAUUGCGGUUUCAAAACAUACAUUUUUCAAAUGUAUCAAUAGUGACAUUGUAACACUAUUAUCUGUCAUAAAUCUCUGAAUAACACCCCACAUGUACAUAUUUUUUUUAAAGUAGACAACCCAGGGUAUUCAAUAUGGGUUAUGUCCAGUCUUUUUUAGUAGCCACUUAGUCGAAAACACUGGCCAAAGUAAGCAUUCAUAUUUGUUUGUGUGUGAAAAAGUAAAAAAACUAAAUUGAACGCUAAUUUUGGCCAGUGUUUGUGACCAAGUGGUUACUAAAAAAGACUGGACAUACCCCAUUUGCAAUACCUUGGGUUGUCUUCUUUUGCAAAUGGUAUACCAUCAUGGGGGUAAUUCUCAUUCCUGGGCUACCAUACGCUCUCAAAGGCAACGUAACCAACCUGGCGAUUUUCAAUGUAAAAAUAUUUGACCCAUGUAUUUGACCUUGUAACUUUCAAAAAUGCUAUAAAACCUGUACAUGGCGGGUACUGUUUUACUCGGGAGACAUCGCUGAACACAUAUAUUAGUGUUUAAAAACUGGAAAACGUAUCACAACAAUUAUAUCAUCAAUAAAAGUGCUGUUUGUGUGUGAAAAAUGCAAAAAAAGUAACUUUCACUGACAAUAUCAUCGCUGUGAUAUGUUUUACUGUUCUGAAUCACUAAUAUUUGUGUUCAGCGAAGUCUCCCGAGUAAAACAGUACCCCCCAUGUACAGGUUUUAGGGUGUCGUAGAACGUUACAGGGUAAAAUACAGUGCUAGCAAAUUCAAUUCUCUGGAAUUUCGGCCUGGGUUGGCAGGCAGGUCCCUCAAAUUACAAUCAAUAAAAUUACUGAAUUAUGUAAAAAUAUUACAUAAAUACGCACGUAGAAUUUAAAUAUAUAUGCAUAUUUAUAUAUUUGAAGUCUACGUGUAUAUUUAUAUAAUUAUUUAUGUAAUUUUGUAUAUGGACACAUGUAUAUUUCGUAUUAUUUUUAUUUAUUUUUAUAUAUAUAGAUAUAUAUACAAAUUCAUUCUAAGUGUAUUUUGAUAUAAAUAUAUAUAUAUUAAUUUUAAAAUACAGUUAGAAUAAAAUUUCAUAUAGCUAUAUAAUUUUUUUAAAAUUUUUUAUUAUUUUUUUUAAAAAUUUAUUUAAUUUAAAUUACUUAUUAUUUAUAUUUUAUAAUAAUAUAUAUAUACAAUCUAUAUAGUUAUUAUAUAUAUUAUAUAUAUACGUGUGUAAUUUAAUUAUAAGUGUAUUUUUAUAUUAAUAUAAGUACAUAUUAAUAUAAAAAUACACUUAGUAUGACAUUAUAUAUGAUAUAUAGACAUAUAUUAUAUACAUAUAAUAUAUGUCUAUAUAUCAUAUAUACACAUAUAUAAUUAUUUUUUUUUUUUUAAUUAACACUAACUUUAUUUUUUUUUCUGAUUUUACACUAGCAGGGAGACUGCCUGUCAGCACAGACAGUCCCCCUGCAGGCAGCACUAUGGACACCCAUUGUGACCAUGUGAUCGCUGUGUUAAGCGAUCACAUGGCCCCAGGGGUCCUAAAUCAGUGUGGGGAGACUGUCUGGGCUGCAGGCAGUCUCCCAUCAACCGGAGCAACGCUGAUCGCCGCCGGGGGAACGACGGCGAUCAGGUAAGUAACGGAAACCGUUAGGACGGUUCAGGACCGUCAUCGGUCCUCAAUGGGAAAAUCCCGAUGACGGUCCUGAACCGUCCUCGGUCGGGAAGGGGUUAAUUUCAUGUCCAGAGUGACAGGGUGCCACUCAUAUUGACCACCCCUGUUGUGAUAUCCUCAUAUAUAUACUCUCGCUCUCUCGUUCUCUCCCUCUCUCUUUCUCUCUGUGUGUAUGUUUUACAAACCUGCUCUAAUGUAUCAUUAGUGUUCCUCAUUCAGGUAAUGACUGGCUUGCACUCUCCUUCUGACAAUAUCCCAAGUUUAUGAAUCUGCUCAUUGUUUGGGCAGAGGAACUUUUAAGAAUCCUGUCAGGUAGAGACUGUUGUUGGUUCUGCUUUAAACUUAUGUCUGCAGAUAGACAAAACCACAGCUCUCAUAACUUCCUUAUAUCCUUAUCAUUUUAUCCUCCAAGUUUUAUUCCAUCUCAAUAUGGAACAUUAUACAUUCUCUAGAUCAGUCAUUCCUAAAUCAGUCUGCAAGGCAUACUAAUCGUGUCGGAGUUAGGCCAUUUUCCGUUCUGUUCUGGUGGGUGAUGCAGACAAAGCUAGGACCAGUGGUUUACCUCAAGGACUAGAGUGUGAAUCCUUCGUCUAGACUCUGAGGUUUGCCUGCAUAUGACAAAUAUUUAAAGGAACAAUAUUAGCACCACAAUCACUACAGCCCACUGUAGUGGUUGUGGUACCAGAAGCCCCCUAUCUCUCUGCUUUAGUAAGGGGUCAAACGUUGUAAUGGUAAAAGUGCUUGGGCUUAGGGUGCCCAUUAACACACUUUUCUUUAAAUAACAAGUUCCUGCAAAUCUAACUGAUUUAUUUCCUUUCAGGCCUAUCAAACCCACAGACAUCUUGUCUCCAGAAAACGGACAUGAAGUAGCCAAGGAACUAGGAAUCCCUUACUAUGAGACCAGUGUGGUGGCACAAUUUGGGGUAAAAGAUGUUUUUGAUAAUGCUAUCCGCGCAGCACUAAUUUCUAGGAGACACCUGCAAUUCUGGAAGUCCCACCUAAAGAAAGUACAGCGUCCUCUGCUGCAAGCUCCCUUUCUUCCUCCCAAACCACCUCCACCUAUCAUCCACACACCGGACCAACCGCAGAAUGGCCAGGGUCCUGCUGCUCUUUUCUACACCCCUCUUUGUACAGAUGUUGUGUUCCAGCUGCAGCGUGGACAGAAGGUUUUUGCACACAAAGUUUACCUAGCAACAGCAUGCUCCAAAUUCUAUGAACUAUUUACAUUGGAGCUCUGUGCAUCAGAGCUAAAAGAGAAGAACUGGAGCCCCAAACGUGACCACUGUCCAUUCCAAAAUGGAGGAACUCAGGGUGCCACAUGCACUAAAUGUGUGGGCGUGGACUGCCAAUGUGAAGCCACUAAUGGGCAGCUCGGUGUCUCUCCUCUCCCUCUCCGGACUUCUUUAAGUGAUAAUGCCUUGAGGGGUCAUGGAGUUGUCCCAGUAGGAUGGGGGAAGGAACUCACUGAAUGGGGCAGAGGAUUUAUCAGAGUUUGCCUGAACAUGGUGGAAGACCCUUUGACACAAUGUGAAACUCUGAUGACAGUUGUUCAAAUGGAAUCAUUUAUUCAGGGAGAGCCACUGAGGGCAGUGCUUGAGUACUUGUAUACUGGUCACUUGGAUCAGAGCCGUACUGACCUUAUGCAGGUGGCCACCAUAGCGGAGGCCCUGGAGGUGUUUGAUCUGAGGAUGAUGGUGUCAAACAUAUUGAACAAGGAGGCCUUUAUGAACCAGGAAAUUACCAAAGCCUUCCAUGUAAGAAGAGCCAAUCGCAUCAAGGAAUGUCUGAGCAGAGGGCUGUUCUCAGGUAAGUGACAAUGUACAAACUUGGAUAAAAAUUAAGUGUACAAAGGCAACUGCACAGAUUAGUAACAGUUACAACUCAUGUUGUACAUAUUUUGUGAACACCCACUUCCAGUGUCCAUGCAAGGAGGGGAAAAAGAGCAACAUUAUCUGAUGCCAGAGAGCUAGCCAAGGGUCAGACACUGGAAGAAGACAUUAAGUAAAUGUUGGGGGCAUUAAUACAUGGCUAAGGUAGAAUCAAAUGGGUGAAUUAAAGCACUGAAACUGGGCCGUGCAGAAAUUUAUCUAGGAUUGGGGCACAGCCUACAAUUUACAGGUUUUUCUUCAGGCUGGUAUGUGUUCACAUUGAGCUACUUUUGGCCCCUGUUUCACAGCCACGUGUGUCUCAUUGACAAAACACUGAUACCAGGCUGAUCCACCAUGAUUUAGCUGUGUCUGACAAGGAUGCGAUCACACAUGCAUGUAUGUUGUCUCUUCACAGCAUCCAAAACAUGUCAGCAGACCUUUACUUUCUGUAUGUUUGCUGGCAUAACAAGUGAUUCCCCAUAUUGACUUCGAUCAUUUCUCACUUUUCUGUUUCUCCCUGUUUGUGGCCAGACGUUCUUUUCACAGUUGAUGAUGGGUCUGUUCCAGCCCAUAAGCCACUGUUGAUUGCAAACUGUGACUGGAUGGUGGCUAUGUUCCGUGGCGCCUUCAGGGAGAGCUUCUCACAGGAGGUAUAGUACCACUUACGAGGCUCCAACCAUUCUUCAUUUUAAUGUUUGUUCUAGUGAUUUUAAGAGUAUGAUCAUUCCAUCUUUGGUAGUGUACGGAGGCAUGAUUAUGGGAUCAUCAAAGGCAGACCUCCGCAGGGUGACUUUAAAGUCAGAAAACCCCAAAAUACCCGAGCGAUGCGUAAUGUUAAAUGUUAAAAAUUAAAAAGCUAAGUGCAAUCUGAAUUUGAGGUCCAAAACAGAUAUUUUUAUCAUGAAAUGCUUUUGGAGUGUGUUAAUAUUUCAUCAGAAUUGCUAGUUUUGGAACUUGUGAGACAGGAAUAUGGCUCCUUCAGCCAAUGGAACGCACGAUCAGGGAGCGUGUUUUUUUUCCACGGCAAACAAUUAGCUGGCAACGCCCCAAAAGUCUAUUUUUUUUUUUUUUUUUUUUAAGUAUUUCAGGUAUGCUGAAUAGUCCUUUUGGUGUGCCACCUGUGAGAAAGUCAUAAUUUUAGUUAAAAGACCUGAGUACAUAGGAUUGUUUUAGUUAAUGAACUUAUUUAUAUCACGCUAUUGGAAAAUGUCUAGUCAUCCUGCUCAAGAAAAAGUUAGAAAUAGCCCCGUCAACUCCACGUAAACCUAAAGCAAUGGCAAAAAAUAAACCUCUUUCAGGGGCCGAGUCCAAAAUUUCCUGAUGGUAGUAAGAAAAUGCACUAUAAUAAGGAAUUGUUGGAAAAUCUAGAAAUCAAACAAUGUCUGGCUUUUUAAGUAGGUUUCAGUGUAACUUAACAUCCAUAUUAAUGGGAUAUUAAAGCAGCCAUUUUAUAGAUGCCAGACAUCAUGUGACAACACAGAAUUAAGACUCUGUCAUGCUAUCUGAUAGGUCUAAGAAAGUCUCCAUCAGAAUCAGAUACCACAGGUCUUCUGCUAGUAACCCAGAUCUAUAUCUAAAGGAUCCAUACAUUUACUAAGGAAGUAGCCAAAGUUAGGGAAGAACAACAACAUACGGAUAAAAAUACAGGCCUUCAAUACCCUCAUUUUUUUCAUUUAACUAUGAAUUGAGAAUGGAGAAACAGAAAAAACGCAUUAUGAACAAAUUGGAAAAUUGUCUGGUCUGGUAUUUUUAGGUUUAAAUGGGGGUUUACAACUAUUUAAAGUUAUUUUUGCCAGAAAAAGAAAUAUAAAAUCAGCAAAUCAAUUGCAAAAUUUUAAAGGAAUUCAAUCCACCGGCUCAGAACAUUCGGUUAUCAAAAAAGGACUAUUUUUCUGUCAAGUGACCUGGAAAAUAUUGACACACACAUAAAGCAUUGGUUGUGGUGCUCCCUCUUGAGAUAUCCACUGUCAACGUACCUAGUCAAAGGAAGACGUAAGCCAGUCCUCAAAUUACAGAGCAAUGCUGCCUAUCCUAAGACUGCUGUUUUAUUUUUUUUCUAUUAAAGCAUUUUUAAACUAUCAAAUUCAGAUGGGCAAUGAUUCAGUGGUGACAUAGUUUAUUAACCCCUUAAGGACACAUGACAUGUGUGACAUGUCAUGAUUCCCUUUUAUUCCAGAAGUUUGGUCCUUAAGGGGUUAAACAGACAAGGAGGUACCAAGUCAAACCGUCUGAUGAAUCUUUGUAGAAAAGUAAUAAUCUGGGCAGAGAGAAACACUUGAGCUUUAUUCAGAAGUCUAAUUGAGGAAUAGACAAUGACUUAGCCUGAGCCGAACAAGAAGGCAAGCAAAUCGCUAGUUACACAAGCGCAUGUUUCAGAAAUAAUGCAAUUCAGUAUAUAUGCCAGAGAUUGAUCUAAAGGCACGGCGCGACGGCCAGAAAGUAAAAAGGUUUUAUUCUCUUUACAAGGAAGACAACCUGGACAUGUUGGAUAUAAAACAGAUUCAUUGGCCUUUUCUCAAAGAUGCAUCUUUCUUCCAGUACCAAUUUUCACCAGAGUACUUCAGAAGGCAUGAUCAGAACAUGCAAUAGUAAUUGCGAUUUAUAUCUUUCUGGCCAAGAAGAAGCUAGUUUUCUGAGCUCUUUCAGAGGGCACAAGGCAGUUAUUAGAAAAUUAGAAUAACUCAACAUGAAAUAAACAUUAGGAAAUACCUCCGUUAUCAUUCUAUACGUCUAACUGCUUGGAGACUGCAAGGAUAAUCCUAGCCUCCACAUAAGGAAAAGAUUGAGAUAUUGAUGGGAUCUUCCAGGAACUCCACUUCAAGAAACAAAUUGCUUCAGGUACAGUUAUCUGCUUUCGCCUUUUUUCUCUUACAAGAUUUGUCUGGCAAUAAGUUAAUACAUAAAAAAAAAAAAAAAAAGUAAAGACCACCAAAAAUGAAUUUAAUUCCUAGAUUGGAUGCAGAUAUUGUGCCGAAUGCUCUACUUGAUCCUCAAUUUAGGCGUUUGUCAAAAUUCUCCCUGUGACAAAACCCCUAUUUUUCCUUCCCCAGAGCCAUUCUCCUCUUCAGUUCGGGAAUCUGCUUAAUCUGUGAUACCCUUAUUCGUCUACCAUUCGAGACUAUUAAAGUACCGAACACCGACCACGCCCGUGGCUCAUUAAGUUCAGAGAAACCGCAAAAAUUAAGGGCUCUCUCUGUGUGGACACCGUUCGUAUAACCGAAUGCCACAUGGUGGAGAAAACGGUGGGCAUCUUGUUGCACAAAAGCAGGCAGCGGGACUUGGUCGUCGAGUGUCUGGAAGCCCGAGGCGGACACGGAACAGCGGUAAAACUAUGCAAAUGCCUGCUUCAGUUUGCGGCAAGCCAGGAGAGCGCUGUUCGAAUGGACCUCACGAACAAAUGCUACCAAUGAGCCAGGGGAACGUUCGCCUUUUCGUACGUUUUGGGCAGGCGCCUCAUGAGCGUCGGUCAAAACUUCACCCAGUGGCAAUUCGGCUGUGUUCGUGGGAUCUGAGCGCUUUUUGGAUAUGUUGGGAGCUCAGAUCCAGGCUAUCCGGGGAUGUAUAAACUAUGGGGGUUCCUUUAUGCGAAUUAUGUAUUUUGUAUGUUUUAUAGGUAUUUUGGUUUUUUUUGUAAAAAUUUGUUGCUUUGUGCCUGGAGAUAAUUAAGUUUAAUACAGUGCUUGACUCAAUUAUCUCCCAGGCACAGAGGGAGAUGGGAGUGUCCUGGAUCUAAGAGCCAAUGAAAUUGUGUAUAUGUUUUUACUAUAGUCUAUUCUCAGGUCUACUUUGCAUGGGUACUGACAUAAAAGUCCAGUUGUGGCUGCCAAUAAACAAGUUCCUGCUUACCCUCAACAUAGUCUCAUCUCAUGUUCGUAGGGAACAGCUAUAAUCCCAGUUUUUGGGAUUGUUCUUUGGAUUGCUAUAAUCACUAGCUCUUGUAAGAGCUAUACUCUUAUACCUGCUAUACUCUCUUGGAGGAGAGGUCCAGGGGGGAGUGCCCCUUGCAUGGGGACCGGCAUAUAAGUUGUGGCUGCCAAUAACCAGAUUUGUUUUACCCUCAUGAAGUCUAGACUCUUGUUUGGAGGAUUGGAGAGCUAUAUUCACUAUAAUCACUUCUACGCUGGGGACUUGGAGAGAGCCUGCACGGAUCUACUCAGCCGGAGUAUAGGGGAUCCAUUUCACUCCCUAUAGCUGAUAUCUGUAGAGACCAUAUUCCUAGUAGCAAUUACAUCCGCAAAAAGAAUUAGAGAAAUACCUGACUUGUCAAUAUUUCCACUGUAUACUGUUUUCCAGAAGGACAGAUUAUACAGUACCAGACGGACUCUACCCAUGUGUUUUGUAUGUUUAUUGGCUGCAUAUUGGUGUGUUUAUGAUGUGCACUUAUUUAAAUGUAUUGCUAGUCUAUUUCAUUGAGGGGGCAAGGAUUCCCGGCCUUGUCAUGUUGCUUUAGACUUCCGUUGUGUGAAAUUAAUUGUAGGACCAAUGAGGACAACUUGUUUGAUCACUAGUCCCCCAUAACUGCCGUGUGAUUUGCCAGCUCUACAUGUCUUGCAGUUGCCAGGCUGCCGUCUCUCUUGUUGCUAUGUCAAUGUGGCCAUCUCCUCCUGUACCACUACACUGAUAGACUGAUUGAAAGGGCGAGCAAAUGUCUCCAACUAAUGCUUUUAUGUUGGCUGUGGUGAUAGGAGUCCCACCCUUGUCCUUCUUCGAGAUUCUGCCAAUAAUAGCCCACCAAGUAGUAGUGAUAAUGUUCCGUGUCACCUGUUUUACAUUCACAUCUUCAUCUUGGUAUGUGCGUUACUAGGUAAACAAGUGACCUAACUGAAAAAGGAACAAAAACUGUAUUCCUAACACGCAGUGCGGCAAAUGGGUAAAAACCUUUUAAACACAUACUUGGCUCUGUCGGUGUGUGAGGGAACCAAACGCACAUUUGGCCCUCAUAGGGAUUUGCAAAGAUGCUGGCAAUGUAUGCACAUGCAUGCUAAGCGUGGACGACCAGCUAUGUUUCAGGACACUGCAGAAAUGAAUCCUACUAUAUUUCUUCUAAGCAUAUUAUUACUAUUCUGUGAUUUAUUUAUUGGAAUCCAUUCAUAAAGAGUUAUUUUAUUUGUGAGAAUGUGUAUAUAUUCAUAUUCUAGUACUUACCGUUAAACAGUCAUUCUAACUACACUAAUUGUGAACUUUGAUAUUUUAGAUGUAGAAAGUAAAGUGUAAAUAAAAAAACAGGGAAAUAAGUCAUGCUUGGAACAUUUAAAAAUAAGCUCUGGGAGUUUUUGUGAAUCGGCCUAGGGAACUUCUUUUUAACCUUUCCUGCUUGUAACGUGUGGACAGCCCUAACAUACUUUCAUGUUACAAGUGGUUAGAAUUUAUCCUUGACAUCACUCCCUGGUUUUUGGUUGAUAAUAAAACUCCCGUUGAAUUCACCAAGCAGCAUGACAUAGAUUGAUCACAACUCCUAGCAGACAAGGCAUCAUCAGAUGUCAUGUUUCUCCCACAAAGAAACAAGUUAAAUUGGGGUAACAUCACAUGGACAUGGGUUGGGUUAUAUGGGUAAAUCAUGGGACUCUGUAUGCGAGAUACAGCUGAGAUUCCAUGUAACAAGUACAAUGUUACACACCAAAACUGCAUGCUUUUUACACGGUAACCUUGGAGGCAUUCAUAAACAAGAAGAGUUUGGAAAUAACAAACAGUGCAUCUAGUAGCAGUGUGCGCAAUGUUGGUGGCAAACCCAGUGACGGGUUAUUAUAAAUGGGUGCUAAUAUAAAUCCGUGGUAACACACAGCUGUGGAUAUAUUCAGUUUUGGGCACCAGUUCUCAGAAAGGACAUUGUGGGCCUGGAAGACGUGGCAAGGCAGCCGGCCCCAGACCCAUAGGUUGAUCAUUGUGCACGAAAUCUUCCCGGCUUCCUAAAGAGACCAGAUGCAUAUUUUUUUUUUAAAUCUGUGGCUUCAUGUCCGGUCUCACUUUUUUAAAACCAAGAGGGCUUCCAUCCAUUGUAAGAGGAGUGGGGUAACAUAACACAAGGUAAGUGUGAUGUGUGGUUUCUCCAAGGGCUUGUGAUAAUAAAAAAAAAUAAAAAUAAAAAAUGUGUGUGUGUGUGUGUGUGUGUGUGUGUGUAUAUAUAUAUAUAUAUGUAUAUAUGUAUGUGUGUGUAUAUGUGUGUAUAUAUAUAUAUAUAUAUGUGUGUGUAUAUAUAUAUAUAUAUAUAUAUAUAUAUAGCUCUUUUAAGCUUUCCAUUUUUAGAUCAAAAAGGAUGUUGUUGUUGUUUUUUUUGUUGUGUUUUUUUUAAGUUAAUUUUACCUUCACAAUGAAAACAGAGGUCUAAUUCAAAUGGAGUCUUUGUUCCUCCAACAAAUCCUUCAGCUGUUCGGCUGUGCAUGUGUGGACUCUGUGUUCCUGCUGCACCCGUCUGGUCUUCCAUGUUGUGCUGUACCUCCUGCUAAACAUUCCUCAUCCUUACCCUGUGUAGUCUCUCCUGCCGCGGUCUCUCUAUCCUUACCCUGUGUAGUCUCUCCUGCCGUGGUCUCCCCAUCCUUACCCUGUGUAGUCUCUCCUGCCGCGGUCUCUCUAUCCUUACCCUGUGUAGUCUCUCCUGCCGUGGUCUCCCCAUCCUUACCCUGUGUAGUCUCUCCUGCCGUGGUCUCUCCAUCCUUUCCCUGUGUAGUAGUAUAUCCUCUCUGUGCUUACAAUGUUUAGUCUCCUCUCUCUCCAAGCUAUUCCUCUGUACUCUGCUUAGGUACAUUUCUGCUUUCCUUUCCAGGUGUUUCUCCCAGGCACCUCCUCUUCCUGCCUUCGUACCGUGCUGGAGUAUCUUUACCUGGGUCAGUUCUGCCCAUCAGCUGAUCUUGACUCGAUGGAGCUUUUGGUGCUGACAAACCGGUUGUGCCUCCCUCACCUACAGGCACUAACUGGUAAGAAAUAUUCUCACAAAGCGGACACUGUUCUAUUAUCAGGGUCACGCUGUUCUAUGGGGGUCAUGCUGUUCUAUUAUAGGGGGUCGCACCGUUCUAUUAUUGGGGUCACACAACUGAAUAAUGUGGACCUCUCUAUACCGCACUGUGUACCGGCCCAUCAACCUCUCUAUACCGCACUGUGUACCGGCCCAGCAACCUCUCUAUAGCGCACUGUGUACCGGCCCAGCUACCUCUCUAUACCGCACUGUGUACCGGCCCAGCUACCUCUCUAUACCGCACUGUGUACCGGCCCAGCUAUCUCUCUAGACCGCACUGUGUACCGGCCCAGCUAUCUCUCUAGACUGCACUGUGUACCGGCCCAUUCACUAUCUCAUCCUUUUGUGUGUCUGUAACCCAGUAAUGUAACCAGGCGCUUCCUCUUGCCUUCUCGUGGUGCAUUGUGUCCUGUAGACAGAUUAACCUUGAAGCCUGAUUGCUAGCUCAAGCUGUCACCAUGGAUUGUGUUGGUUCUCUGACCACUGUACUGAUACUGACAGAUAAUCUAUAUGACCCCCCCCUAGACAGGGGGACAGCCCUCAGGUUGCUCAAUAUGGAUUAAUUUAACAUUUUAAGUGCCGGGGAGAGCUUCCAACAGACUGCUCUUAAAUCUUCUGACCAUGCUUGCCCUGUAACCAAAUCUGCUGAACUCAAAACACAAUCAACGCUCUCUUAUUGAAAUGCCAUGGGUAGCUUUGUACAGUAUCACGGUCUGUAAUGCAAGAAAUCUGAUACCCAUCCCCAGUUCUUCCAUAAUAGUGUUACCGGCUGUCCUAUUUUGUAUUCUGAACCUCUAUUGGCUGCCCAGCUCAAAUAACAGUCAUUGUUUGUUUUUCCUCUCCGUAGAGCAACAUGCCGUAGAUGAACUCCUGGCAUCCUACGUUCAUGGGGUUGAUAUCGAUGGACAGGUCCUGCGGUAUUUAGAUAUUGCUCAGGUCAGACAUUACACAGAUUUACAGUAUUUGGAUUUCACAAACUGGUGUCCACUGUUAAGGAAAAACUACCCAUAUUUUUUUUUUUUUUUCUAUAGGGCUCAUUAAUAAAAAUUAAUUUUUCAGGUAUGUAAUGCUCCUGACACAGUUUCACCCAUUACAUAAGAUGAGUGAUAGGAGCCAUAGUGCGGCUGCUAUCCUGUUACAGAGUGAACCAAGGCUGCAUGCUACGAUCAGCAAAGCCGCACACCUCGCAUGCACAGUACAGAUCCACUUUCCAUCUGUAGAGAGCGCUCAUUCCAAGUUGUGCAUUCACAUGUUACCAUCUUAUUAACCCCUUAAGGACAAGACUUCUGGAAUAAAACGGAAUCAUGACGGAAUAUGUCCGUCAUGUGUCUUUAAGGGGUUAAAUUAACGGAAGAUUUUGUCUGCCUGAUUGGGAGCUCUGUUUUGGCAGUCAAACCAUUAAAGGAACACUAGGGUCAGGAACACAAACCUGUAUUCUUGACCCUAUAGUGUUAAAACCACCAUCUAGCCCCCCUGCCUCCUUAAAUAUAGUGAAAUCUUAUAUUUACUCCAGUCUGCUGCCUCAUUGUUCUGCUCUAGUCUGCCUGCUUGGCUGACAUCAGACGUGUUGAUCUGGGCCAAUCACAAUUCUUGUCCAUAGGAUUGGCUGAGACUGGCCAAUUAGCAUCUCCUCAUAGCGAUACAUUGAAUCAAUGCAUCACUAUGAGGGAAGUUCAGUGUCUCCAUGCAGAGGGUGGAGACACUGAAUGGCAGUCACACUGUGCAGAACUGCCCCAGGAAGCACCUCUAGCAACCAUCUGAGGAGUGGCCAGUGGGGGUAUCCCUAAGCUGUAAUGUAAACACUGCAUUUUCUCAGAAAAGACUGUGUUUACUUCAAAAAGCCUGAAGGGAAUGAUUUUACUCACCAGAACAAAUACAACAAGCUGUAUACUAUACAAUAAGCUGUAGUUGUACCAUCAGCUUCCUGCUCUGCAUCCUGGAACAAGCUGCUCUGAGGUAGCCCAGUGGUGCAAGGCUUAGCUCAUUGGUUAUCAGCUGACACCCUCAGCUAAUGUGUUGCAGGGCGUGGCUCAGUAGAGCUAAUGGAGGCUGCAGCAGAGCAUUAGGUAACUGGUGCACACAUGGCACCGUAACCACUACAGCUCCAGAAUAAUUAUUAUAGUGUUAGGAGUAUUCCUUUAAGCAAGCUCUGCGGGACUGUUUGAAGCCAUUACCAACUGUGUGACUACAGAACAGACUGUGUAGCAUGGAUUAAAGCUAUGCCUGCUCUGCGACAGGCUAUGUGCGUGUAUUACAGACUGCGGAAAAUGGAUUAAGGCUAUGCAGUCUCUGCAGCGGGCUGAAUUAAGGAUAUGCAAGCUCUGUGCUGGGCUGGAAUAAGGCUAUGCAGGCUCUGCACCGGGCUGGAUUAUGGCUAUGACAGAUUGCUGGAGGAGAAAUCCAUGACAUACACUGUGUGCUAUGUACUAAAUGUUUCUAAGGCUGCUCCUAUUAAACGUGGUUUUAAACUUUGUCUGUUUUUCUUUCCGCAGUUCCAUAAUGCCAAGCAGCUGGCAGACUGGUGUUUACAUUUCAUCUGUACCAACUACAACUCCGUCUGCCGCAAAUUCCCGCGUGAGAUGAAGUACAUGUCACCAGGUAACAGUGUAUUUAAUGUCCAGUAAGAAACCGAGGCUGGUAGUAUCUGAUGGGGGCAGGGAGCCGAUAACUGUGUGUGUGCGCGCAUCCGAUGGAGGGGGGGCUGUAACAGAGCUCCCCGUACUCCGACUGAGUACCCUCCGUUGAUGGACGCUUCCUAGCUUACGCCGAGGACCACAAGCACCGCACCGGACACUGCAGACUCCGCAACCGCUGUAGCUUGACUGGAGUCUCGCCGUCUUCCUUCCACCCUGGAUCAGCUUCCGGAUCAGCUUCCGUGUGGGAAAGACCUCUUCCUUUCACCCUGUAUGAACCUCCAGCAUCCAGGACUGUGUGGGGAAGACCUCUCCUCCAAGGAGAGCAUGUCAGGAACAAGCUCUUAAAAGAGCGAAGUGAUUCAAGCUCAGGGGAGUAUGCAGAACAUAGCAAGCCUCAGUGUGAUUAUAACAGCUCCCUCCAAUAAUGAGACAAGGCUACGUUUAGAGGGAUCAAGAAGAACUGUCUAAAACUUUAUUUUACUUUGGACUAGCCUAUAUGGUCAUCACAUUAACAUUGCUGUGAAAACUCAAUAAAAUCACAAACCGUCAAACCAUGUCAGGCAACACACAGUGACUUAUCACAACACAAUUGCACAUUUCCAAGUAGGUGGGGGAGACAAUAACUAAUAGAAAAUAUCUCACGUGUCUGCAGAAUUGGCAAUAUGCAAAUCUACCCGAAUAUGCAAAUGAACCAGUCUUGCUAUUCAGGUAGUGCAUAUUGUUGUUGCUACCAACAGAGGGCACUAGACAAGCUCCAUAGCCAAAUCCACCUAGUUGGUAGCAAACCUCAGCAGUACAGGAGAGCAGGCAAUACAUUACACAGUACACACACACACACUAUAAACAUUACACACAUCCUGCACCUAUAAUGGGUACAGGGUGACUAAAACAUAAGAGAAAUAAAGCAACCUACAUAAAUGCUUGGGGCGGAAAGGGGUUUUGCGGCUCAAUCACACGGGAGGGCGCGAAACCCCUAUUGAACAAGUGCUCCUUCUGGGAUUGGUCGCCCGCUCCCUGCAGUGAUCAAUCAGCGCUUUACUCGUGCCGACCAACCAGGAGAAUACUCCGGUAUCCGCCAGGGAGAGCAUUCGCCUGGGUAGCCACGAGCCUAGCCUCGUAGCUCCCAUGUUUGAAAGUGACAGUGAUGAUUAUAGCCGGUUAGGAUGAUCUCUGACACAGGGAUUGAAGACAGUCUAUGCAGGCCGGUUCGGGAAUCGAAUGCUCCCCUUGGUGGGCAUUCGGUACUACGAACCGGCGUCCACCCAGGGGAAGCAUGUGCCACUCGUCCCCUUCCGGUCUGCGUUUUUUCACACCUCGGUAGUGAGGUGUGAACAUUCUAAGUAGGGGUGGUCCGGUGCACGGGGCUCCAUGUGCUGGAGCGCCCCGGGGUGGUCAAAAGGUAUAUUACAGGAUUUUAUGGUCAAAAUUUCAGAGAGAGGAAUAUUAAAGAGGGGAAACACACAUUCUAGGAAGGCACCUCCAUACAUAUAAAACAAGGCAAUUCACAGUUAGGCAGUGGUCCCGCCACACCAUGCUAUUGAGAUGAAGUGUUCUGAGUGAUUAGCGGUCCUUUAAGAAUAUUGCCCAGUAAGCCAUGUGACUGUAUGUGUUUUAUUAAGGCCAUCUCUCUCUUCGCAGAGAAUAAGCGUCACUUUGAGUGUCACCGCUGGCCGCCUGUGUGGUACCUGAAGGAGGAAGAUCGUUAUCUCCGCUGUAAGAAAGAGCGUGAGCGAGAAGAAGAGAUUCUGCGCAAGCAGCAAAGCAAGAGCAAGUGGUGUUUCUGGCGUCCCACCUCCUCUGUGUCCUGAGUCCAGAGUUGCCUUGCUGUAUGUGCCUUCCUCGUGGGGCCCGCACCAUGGAUCUGCUGCUAGGAGAUGCAUGUACUUGUGCCAUGGUUUUAAUGCUGCUCUAUACAGGGAUAUUGCUUAAUAUAGAAAGCAUGGAGGGGAGCCUGGUUAAAUCUGUGGUCACUGUUGUAAAUCGGUUUACCUCUACAAGCAGUGAAACCAAUACUUUUGGAACAUGUUUCAGCUUCCAUCUCGGGUCCCGGCUUGUUCCGUUGGAGAGAGCAGGGUUUAAUAUAAGUGCCAUUCAUUUAUUAAUGGGUAAUGUGAGUUAGCCCAAUACCAAUAAACCUUGGGCCUGAUUUUUGGCACGAUCAGUUCCAUUAAGGUCCUAUUUUAUCUGUAACAGGUCUAAGAAUGCCAUUUUAAAAGAGGGUUUAUCCAGCCUUUGUGCGUGUAUCUUAAAUUUUACCAUUCUCAUUCCUAAAUUCCUACCCCAAAAUGGUCCUAAAAAUACUGCACACCCCUCUACCCAUAAUGACAUGCACCCUGCUUCCAAUAAUGAGAUCCUAAAGUUCUUCACACUAGGGGGCAUGAGAAGUCUACCUCUGUCCCUUCCACACGAUCACAGAACCCAAACUUAGUGAGUGUCCAUAAUAGAAGCACGUGUGCACAUAUAGUCCUGCCUUUCUGUGGAAAGACGAAGUGCCAUACUCUGUAUUGUUCUACAUACUAGCAAAACCACCCCAUAAUAAUCUGAACUGUGCGAGCCACCUCUGCACAUGUUCUGUUUACUAACCUGAAGGAUUAGCCAACUGUCAGGAGAUCUAGAGAGUAAAGUGAAUUGCUGUUCAGAGGUUGUAGUUAUGUAGGUGAGCUCAAUAUUUGGAAGUAUAAGGGACUAGAGCGGAAAGAGUGCUUUAAAUGAACAAUAUUUUCUCAUGGUACUAAUUUCUACUGUUAUACAGAGCUGGUAAGCUUGUCCACGACAUCAUAUUGUGUGUCAGUAGAUGACCAUACCCACACCAUUAUAUAGAGCAUGAAAAGAUACUCGCCACCAUUAUAUAGAGCAGUAUGGUCAUAACUAGAUACUAUGCACCAUUAUAUAGAGCGGUGUGGUCAUAACUAGAUACUCCCCACCAUUAUAUAGAGCACUAUGGUCAUAACUAGAUACUAUGCACCAUUCUAUAGAGCACUAUGGUCAUAACUAGAUACUCCCCACCAUUCUAUAGAGCACUAUGGUCAUAACUAGAUACUCCCCACCAUUAUAUAGAGCACUAUGGGCAUAACUAGAUACUCUGCACCAUUAUACAGAGCGGUAUGGUCAUAACUAGAUACUCUGCACCAUUAUAUAGAGCAGUAUGGUCAUAACUAGAUACUCUGCACCAUUAUAUAGAGCACUAUGGUCAUAACUAGAUACUCCCCAGCAUUAUAUAGAGCACUAUGGUCAUAACUAGAUACUCUCCACCAUUAUAUAGAGCAGUAUAGUCAUAACUAGAUAUUCGGACCCAUUAUACAGAGCGUUCUGAUCAUAACUAGAUAUUCGGACCUAUUAUACAGAGCGGUAUGGUCAUAACUAGAUACUCUUCCCCAUUAUAUAGAGCGGUAUGGUCAUAACUAGAUACUCUUCCCCAUUAUAUAGAGCGGUAUGGUCAUAACUAGAUAUUCGGACCCAUUAUACAGAGAGGUAUGGUCAUAACUAGAUAUUCGGACCCAUUAUAUAGAGCGGUAUGGUCAUAACUAGAUACUCUGCCCCAUUAUAUAGAGCGGUAUGGUCAUAACUAGAUACUCUGCCCCAUUAUAUAGAGCGGUAUGGUAUUAACUAGAUGAUACCAUUAUUUAGAGCAGCAUGGUCAUAACUAGUGUAAAUAGAGAUACUCUGCACCAUUCUAUAGAGCAUUGUGGUUUUAACUAGUAUACAGAGAUACUCUUCAGAACUAUAGAAUGCAGCAUGUUUGAUGUCAAGGACUAAUCUGCAUCUCUAUAAGGCACCGUGUGAAGUUUGUAUUUAAGGGUAAAGUCUGGCAAUGGUUGGCUAAUUAAGCCACAUUAUCAUUACCAUCUGUGUGAUCAUCUACGGUAUUGAUGAAGUGGGAGAUACACGGACCCUUACAGCCACAGGAGAUACUCCGCUUCCACAGAUACUUUGUAUCACCUCUCUCUUUAUCUAAGCUGUAUUAAAUGGAGUCAUUGUUGGCCUCCAGUGUUAGUGGACAUACAGACGGACGCCCAGUAUGGUUAUAAAGUAUUGCAUGUUUAUUGACAGAUAUUGGGAAACUCACCACUGACGGACAGUAUUAAACUCUGCUGCAUGUUGUGGAGGGUCUAAAAGUCCUGAUACUCGGUACUAUUGUACAGGGCUAGCUUCAUAAAGUGGGGGAUGUGGGGUUUUAUUACUGUUUUGUAAACUGUAUUUUCUGCCUGAUUCCUUCACCUAUGUUGCCAAAACACCAGCUUUGGUCCCAGUCACAGAGUGUAGUGACGGUGACACUUUACUUUGUCCUGCCCCAGCUUGCACUUCUUCUCACAUGUUUACAGCACAAUCCCGCCUUGCAAAAAAUAUAUAUAUUCCGUGUCACAACUUAGUGACCUCUCUGUGCCUUCUCUAACCCAACCAGAAGGGUCUAAUCCCUUCAUUUUGGAUUCCCCUGCGGUGAUUAACGCAAAAGUAGAGUGAGAAAAACCUCUAUCUCCCACUUGUGCUCUUCAAACUUUGGCACCAUGGGAGUGGCUCCUAGACGUGCCAAGGACUCUGCUUGGAUUUUGUACCAGACAUGGGUUUUGUACUCCCCUAUUCUGUAGGGGUGUGUGCUAUUAUUUUCCGUGACAGUUCGUCACUGUAAUGAGAAGCUGGAGAAGUUCGCUUUCAGUAGACUCUACAAGUUCUUUAAUUUUCGUCGCAAAAGUUACAUUUGACCAUUUGUUUGAAUCGAGAGCCCAGUAAACUUUGACACCUCAUACUGAAUUUAGAGCGAUAUUUAUUCCUAGGUUCUGCAGUUUAAAGGGACUCUCUAGUGCCAGGAAAACAUCCCUCCCUUCCACCCCCCAUCCUAUGUUGCUGAAGGGGUUAAAACCCCUUCAGUGACUUACCUGAAUCCAGCGUGGACUUCCCUCAUCGCUGGGUCAGGCUCCUCCCCAGCCGGUGGGAGAGACCUAAUGCUUUCCUAUGGGGAUGCCAGCAACGCUCAUGCAUAGCGUGAGGACGUCCAACGUCAUUUAAAACACUUUUCCUGUUUUAAGAACACGGAUAGUCCCUCUAGUGGCUGUAUGAUAAACAGCAGCUAGAGGUGGGAUUAGCCCUGCAAGUGUACUUAUUGCAGUUUAUAAAAACUGCAAUAAUUACACUUGCAGGGUUAAAGGUGGUGGGAGUUGGCACCCAGACCACUCCAAUGGGCAGAAGUGGUCUGGGUGCCUCGCAUUAAGUUGAGUUGACUCUUCUGAUAAGGAAGAUGUGCUCUAUGGGUGACCAAGUGUAAUUUCCAUUGCUGCCCAAAAGCGUUGCAUGUAGAUAAAUGGCAUAUUUUGUGGUUGGUUUUUGCUAGAAGGUGAAGAACAAAGCUUUCUGAUCGUUUUACCCAAUAGAUGAGGAAUUAAGCUCUGUGACUGCUUGGCUUUUUGAAUUGGUUUUGCUUUGAGAUCAGGAGUUAAACUUUGUGAUUAGUCAUUCCUGUUUUUUGGGGGGGAGGGGGUUGGUUGCCACUUUUUUGGCUAAGCAUUAUGAUGAUUUUUAUUUAUUUAUUUUACAGAUGUUGUGUAGUGUGUGGCAGUUGGAUUAUUUUUAUUUGGCCAUAUUAAUUGGAGCAUAGGUUCAGAUUUUAGGGCAAAAGUUAGCCAAAGCCACGCAGAGCGUGCCAUUCUCACAAAUGUUUGCUGUGAUAAGAUUGACUGUCACAUAUUAUUCUGUCAAUGAUGUGAAGAACUUCUACGUAUCUGUAUGCCACAUUGAUCGGAAGGACUGCCACGUAUCGGUCUGUCACACUGAUAGAAAGGACUGCCACGUAUCUGUCUGUCACGCUGAUAGGAAUAACUGUCACAUACCUCCGUGACACGCUGAUAAGAAUGAGUGCUACAUCUUUGUGUGUCACACUAUCGGAAUGACUACCAUGUCUCUGUGUCUUUAUUGGCGCAAAUUCCACGUUCAUGUAUGUCACGCUGAUUGUAGCUAGGGCCGUGUCUGUGUCAGACUGAUUGUAGCUUGUGUGUGUAUAUCAGACUGAUUGUAGCUAGCGCCGUGUCUGUGUAUGUCUAAGAAUCCCUAAGAGGGUUCAUCCAGCCUCUAUCACAUCUGUCACGCUGGUAGCAGAAUGUACGGUAAACUGUAAUGCCAAAUGUAUAAGUACCAAUGUGAUGUGGAGAGUGAAUACUGAGCAUUUGUUUGUGAUGCUAUGACGAGAAUGAACACUGUGUGUAAUGGAAGUGUGCAUAUGUUGAGUGUCGGAGUGCAUGUGAUGCUGUGACUGAUUGUGGAGAACGUGUAUGUGGCACUAAUUAGUGUGAAUACAUGGUGUAGUUAUAUUACAUGAUGAGUGUGCAUACAGGGUGUGGGCUUGGUGUGUUGCAAUUUAGAGUGGAUACAGGGUGUGAGGUGUUGCGAUAAGUGUAGAUACAGGGUGUGGGUUUGGGGUGUUGCGAUAAGUGUGCAGAUACAGUGUGUGCCUAUGUAAUGUGGUCUGGGUACACAUGUGGCUAUGUGGGUAUGGGGAGCUGUGAUUGGUGUGGGUACAUGGUGCUGUAGUGAGUGUGGUGUGAGAUUGUGUUGCCAUGAAAGGUAUGGGUAGGUGUUGGUUUAAUAAUUGUGGCUCAGCAGUGAAGGGUCUGAAUAUUAAACUUGGUGCUCUUAUCUUGUUUCAGCUUUUGACACUGCAUGGUUGUAUUUUGGCAUGCACAGGAUGAGGAGAGCUGGUGGUACAAAGCUUAGUACAUUAAAGGAACACUUUAGAGACAGGAACACAAACAUGUAUUCCUGACUCUCUAGUGUUAAACCCACCCUUUGUGACAUCAUCAACAUGGCUGAUUUUUGCCUGUCCAAAGCAUUGAAUUGGCUAAAAUCGGCACGGGGGCGGGGCCAAAUGCCAUUUUGGCCAAUAAAGACCUCCUCAUAGAGAUGCAUUGAAUCAGUGCAUCUCUAUGCGCAAUAUUCAGCAUCUCCAAACAGAGCGUGGGGACGCUGAACGUCAGGGCUGCUUUUUCGGAGGUGUCCCUAGGGGCAAUGUAAACAAAAGGCAGUUUUUGUAUGGAAAAAGCCAGAAGGCAAUGAUUUUACUCACCAGAACAACUACAUUAAGCUGUAGUUGUUCCGGUGACUAGAGUGUCCCUUUAAGAUUUAUCACAGGACGGUGUUACCAUCCCUGUUCUUGUCCAGAUGAGGAGCACAGGUGAGAGAUGGAGGAUUUCCUCAGUCUAAGGGCUGUUUCUACUCUCUAUGUUUAUAAACUGUUGAAACCUUUGUACAUGGUCUAUCUUGAGAAUCUGUGUGUCACAACCACGGCGUAUUCUAUAAUAAACGUUUUUUACUCGUACCAAGCAGUCCAUGAUAUUUAGUUGGGAAAUAACAAUAGACUAUUUACAGAUGAAGACCAUGUGAAUGCGUGAUGAGCAUCUCCUACCAGGGCUCCUUGAUAAACAGAGAGGAACUUGCUAUUACACUAGUUGACCCCUUCCUAAUUUCCUCUGUUUUUGUGUUAAAUACAUGUUUAUUUAAUGUAACUAUUGCAAUGUAAGUACAUGUCCCUACCGUAAGCAAAUCUGAUUGGAUAGCAUGGAUAAUGGAGAGGUUUUUUUGUUCUAGUAAUGGGUCAUCUUACUACUAAAGAAUACAAAGAUAAUUUAGAUAAUUGGGUGCUUCCAGG